AGCAGGCCUCAGGCUCUGAGCUGUCAGCACAGAGCCCAACAUGGGGCUUGAAGCCACAGACUUUGAGAUCAUGACAUGAGCCGAAGCCAGACGCUCAACUGAACCACCCAGGCGCUCCAUAACUUCAAGUGUAUUUUAUUCUUACUGAAAGCAUUUGUCUCCAGCACAGAGGUCAGAGAUCCAUAACAGCCGUCAUUUCUGCCUCAACACUUCCCUCCAUUGAGGAGUACCUGUGAGAGCCUUACCUCUCCCUUUGGGGACUGCUAACUAGCCUCCCCUAUUGUAGUAUUAACUAGUCAAGUAACUCGUUAAGUCAUUCAUUCAGUUAAUAUUUUACUAAGCAACUAUUGAACAUAAAUGAAUGGAACGAUUUUUGUCAAGUAGAUCACUGUAUAAUCAAAGAAAAAAAUGUAAACAGCUAAUUACACAGUAGAAGGUUAAUUGCUUUGAGACAUGCAUAAGAUAUUAUGGGGUCCUAUAAGUGGGGCAUUUGCUUGCCAGAGAGUCAGCACCUUCACUUGCCUCUGAGAGUGUUCUCUCAUGCUCCCACAACAUCAGAGGAUAUGUGCAUCCUGCUAAACCUCCCCCGCUCCCUCAUUUUCUCCUUUGCUUUUUAAGAAUCACCUCUCGGUUGCUUUAAGCCAGAACCGAGUGGAGCCUUUUAGCUUAUUCCUUUCAAAAGGAUGAUAAUCCCUGUCUCAAACACAUCUAAGCAAACUAAACUGAGGCUUUUCCUCAUACUAUUUCAUUAUUCAUACUGAAAUGGAAUAUUGGCAUAAAUUAAGUUAGGCAACACAUUGAAACACAGAAUACUUAAGCAAGUCUGAUUAAUGAGAAUACUCUUACCCCCUGAAAAUGUUUAACAGCCUUGUGUGCAUUAUUAGUAACAGCUAUUUAUUGAGUAAUUAGUAUGUGCCAGUCCCUGUUCUAAGAUAUUUAUAUGGAAAGAUCUAUGAUUCCAUCCUCACUACAGCUCUUUUAGUAGUUGCCAUUGUUAUUCUAAUUUUACUGGUGAGAAAACUGAGGCACAGAGGAGGAAAUUUGCUCGAGGUCAAGUAGAUGAUAAAGCCAAAAUUCAGUCUCAGGAAGUCUGAUUCCAGAGUUUUCACUUUUAACAAGUUUACAUUCUCCUUAGUAGCAAGUAGCCAAAUUAAAAUUUAUCGUUAUACAACACUAAAAAGUAUUCACAUUUUCUCUGGUUAUGGGUUAAUAUUUAUUUUAAAAUAAAUUUUAACCAUGGUCAUUGUGUUUCCCUUCAAUUUGCAUGUGCUGGGGAAGUGAGUGGUGAUACGCAGUAUAAUGAAUUGACAGUGACCAUGUUAGAAAUAUAGAUCCUGCUUGUUUAUUUGUGACAAGUCAUGUGAUUCUCGAGGGAUAAACCUGUUUAAACUGUUUAUAUGUUAAUAAUCUAAGCAAUUCUUUAAAAAAUGGAUGCUACCAUCUUUGUAAUAUUUAAACCAGUCUCUGGCAAAGAACAGGAUACACAUUAGAGAAUGAAUCUCUGCUUAGUGCCCCGCUCCAUGAAAAAUCCUUUCUCUUUUCUUUUUCCUCUCUCCUUCAUUAACCUUCUCCUGUUAAGUCUUUUUCUGCUUCUGUCUUCAUGUAACAGCCAUUUUGUCUCAACACAAAUCCUCAAGUAGGCUUUAUUAAAACACUCACAUAUUGUUUCUUCAUCUGUAAAAUGAGGCAUUGGAUUAGAUGAUCUUAAAGUUCCCUAUGGGAAGACUGAUCUAUCUGUAUAUUUGAUGAUGAUCUCAUUUUAUUAAGAAAAAAAUAUAGUAAUCUAUAACCAAGACACAUUAUGACAGUCAUUGAUGUAGAACAUUUUUACCCAGAAUUUAAAGUCUGAUUUUAUUCAUUAUGGAUUUUUUAAAAUUCACUAAACAGCUUCAAAGAAAAAAAAUAUUAGCUUUACUUUUUUGUGUGUGUGCAUAAUUUGCCUAUGUAAAAGGGGCUGUAUAAAUCUACCCAAUUUGAAGAUCUAAAUGCAUAAUCAAGGGGGUGUUUAUUGGAAAAUUUAUACUAAGUAACUGAUACCUUGGGAGUUUGAUUAAUUCAGGUCCCAAGAACAUGAUGACUAAAAUGCUAGAGACAAGUCCUUAUCCUUUUAAAAGGUACCCAAGUACAUCUUAUAUCUUCCCAAAUGUCCUUGACUCUUGAUUUUUGAAGCCCUAUUCAUCUCAACCACUUCCCUACUGUAGCAAACUGCAUCACACUAAACUCAUUCUCCUGUAUUUGUUAUGACAGUAUAUUUGUUAUGGAGCAGUGUAGAUUAUUAGCUUUCAGUAUUAUAAUAAAUGCUAAGGGAGUUAAGGUACUUUUGUAUUAGGAUUUUAAAAAAUCCUUACAUGUUUUAUCUCUUCAGCGCUCAGUAUUUUAUUAUAAAGUUUGCAAAGUCAAGUGGGCCAAUCCCCAUUGAUCCCGGCUACCCAUUCUCCUGUACCUUGGGUUAUAUGAUAGCAGUUAUUCCGUAAGAAUUUACCAGAUGUUGUAGAGCUAAGGGGAGCUAGUUAAAAAGAAAACAUUCCCUGCUCUUUAGGAGCUUAUAGAAAUAGGUGGGAUGCUGAUAAAUGAGAAUGUUAACAACUGCCUUCUGGGUUGUUGGAAGGGUUAAUAAGUGAGUAAAGAGUAACUGUAAUUAUAUGGUACUGUGAAAACCUGCACCACACUCAAAGCAAAGAUAUGCAUUCUGUUCUUCCGAAGAUAAGGUGUACAUAGUGUUAAAGCAAAUAAAACAAUGAGACAUGGGAGUAUGAAGGUAGAAUUUAUAUUGAUUGCUCUCUAUUCCAGAUAGUGAAACAUUGAAGUCCUGAGACCUUGAACUGCCUCGGGUCAGGACACAGCUAGUAGUGGUAGGAAAUGGAAAAACACAAUAUAUUGGGAUUCUCAUUAUUCAUGCUUCCCCCAAAUGUAUGUGUUGUUUGUUUGUUUGUUUGUUUGUUUUUGGGGUUUUGUGCGUGUGUGUGUGUGUGUGUGUGUGUGUGUGUAUUGUUUUUUUGCCUCCUGGUAGUUUGAAUGUCUUGGGAUAUAUUUCUUCAGUGCAAUAGUUGUAUUAAUCAUCAGAUUAUCAUUUGGUUAUUUUGUUAAAAAAUAGAGUUCUUUCUGGUUUUAAACCCACUGUCAAAUGAAUGUUCUGUGGUAACAAUAUGAAAAUAGCAAAAAAUAACCAUCUUUUACAUGUUCUGUCUUUGGAGUGUUAUCCUUAAAAGGAGAACUCAAUCUCUAUUUGCUUUUCAAAGGUACUGGAGAAUAGAGUCGCAUUUCUACCUAAUUUUCUCAGCUUUUCUGAUUUUCUGAUUGAUCUAGAAUCUCUUUUGGCCCUCCAGAACUUUAUUUCUUCAUCUAUAUCAGUGACCUAGUCUACAGAUCAUGUCAUGUUGAUUAUGAAGAUUAAUAGUUUGGUUGUUGAAAAGCCCAAUAGCUGAAAAGAAUUACAGAAAUUGAGGAGUCUUCCUUGGUCCUUUUUAAUGAUGCAGCUGCUAUAGAUUUUUUACCAUGAGCUGGAGAAAGUAAUAAGCUGGGUGAUUUGGUCACACAAUAAUCAUUUUGUUCUUGGGCUUUUCUAGACUUCAGUUAUUGUUUUAAUAUAUGUAUUUAAAAAUUCUUGAGUUUAGGUAUCAAGAAUUUUGGUUUAUCUUUUGGUUAAUCUUCAAAAAUAUGUUGUCUUUUGAAUAACUAAAGGAAAGUUACCUCAAGUGCUGGCGGAGGAUCUUUACCUUUUAUAGCAUAGUGUAUAUGCUCCAAAUAUCAUAUAAGCAUGCCAAAUCAAUGGUCACUAAAAUUCACUCUACUGAUGAUUUAGGGAGAAAAUGACUAGUAAUACAUUAUAUAUAAACAUUUAUUUUAAAGGGAAAGUAUGAUAGACUUGUCCUUCUUCAUAAAAUAUGCAAAUUUGUAUUAGAAAGAGUAUUUGUAUUCAGAAUCCAUACAACCUGUUAAAUGCCCUCAUGUACUCUCUUUGCCCUAUUUAUUUUCACUCAUGACUUGCUGUAGAUCAAAAAUUCUCUUAAGAAGUCUAGCAUGUGUGGAUGACUCAGUUGGUUAAGUGUCUGACUUUGGCUCAGGUCAUGACCUCGCUGUUUGUGAGUUCAAGCCCCACAUCAAGUUCUGUUCUGACAGCUCAGAGCCUGGAGCCUGCUGUUGAUUCUGUUUCUCCCUCUCUCUCUCUCUGCUCUCCCCCACUUAUGCUCACUGUCUCUCUCAAAAAUAGAUAAAUAAACUUAAAAAAAAAAGAAGUCUAGAAUCUCCAUAAAGAAUUUUGACAUAAAGUCUUGGGAUCCUGUUUUCCACUCCUCCUUGAACCUUUGGUGAUUUCAGGAAUGUGCCCAACAGUGGGGUCUUAAAGUUACCCUCUGUAUUAGUUUGUUCAUGGCUACUUUAACAAAUUACUUACAAAGUUGGUGACUUAAAACAUCAGAAAUAUAUUCUCUGAAAUUCUGGACCAGAAGUCCAAACUUAGUAUUGCUGGGCUGAAAUCAAGAUGCAUUUCUUCUGGAGGCUGUAGGGAAAAUGCAUAACCUUGUCUUUUUUAGCUUCUGGUGACUGCCAUCAUUUCUUGGCUUGUGGCUGCAUCCCUUCAGUCUCUGCUUCCACGGUCAUCUUGACUUGUCUUCUUGUAUCGGUGUGAAGUCUCCCUCUUAUAAGGUUACGUGUGAUUGCAUUUAGGGCCCAUCUAGAUAAUUUCCCCAUCGCAAAAUCCUUAAUUACAUCUGCAAAGUUCUAUUUUUCUAUAUAAGGUUAACAGUCAUAGGUUUCAGGGAGAGUAUGUGUGUACCAUUGGGUGGGGGAGUGCAUAUCAUCUUGUGUGCCUACUUUCCAUCUCCUGCUUUGUCUCCCUUCUCAUUUCUACCAGCAUCCUUAGCCAGACCAAGAAAGUACAAGAGGUAUCCAAAGACUUUACUUUCCUGGCCACCCAUACUUUAGACUUUAGAUGGAACAAUUGGACAAGUAAUAUGAUAGAUCCAAGUAUUAAUACUUUAUAGGAUUGGAUAAGACUAGGUCCAUGAGCAGUGGUGUGCAGAUUUGUAUAUUUUCUUUGGCCUGAUUCACAUAAUUUCCAUCUUAAUCCUAAGAACACUUGCCUGAAGAGACCCAGUUCUGCCUUCCUCAGUGUUAACCUUCCUCCAUCAUUUUGCCUAAGGCAAGGACAUCCCAACAGCUCAAUCAAAUGUCAAUUCCCUGUCACACUCCAUUCAGGAAAACUGUAUGCUGCAGCAAUGGGUCUUGAGUGUUUAUUCUUAUGCUACAUAAUGAAGAGGGACAUUGCAGAAAGGUGGCUAUGGGGAAAACAUCUGGAAGAAAUAAAUUUCCUAGGAUCAAAGGGCUCCGUGUGCAGCCCAGAGGGUCCUCAGGGUGCUCCUCAGAGCAAACAAACAAUUCUCUUGAUGAGUCACUGCAAUUUUUUUCUGCCAAAAGCCCACAUGUGUUGCAAGAUCUCAAGGAAAAGGGGUGGAGUAAGGAGAGAGAAGGAAAAUUAAAGAAGGCAAUGCAAGUGAUUUUUAAAAGAAUUUAACCAUAUGAAUGAAAGAAACCCUCAACACUGUAUCACUUAUUUUGCUGCAGAGUAAAAUGAAGUAUAACAAAAUAUUUUUUUAAACACACACAAAAAAACAGCAGGGCAGAAAAGGAUGUUGGGGAAGAAUACGGCACUCUGAAACAACGUAUUUUUUUGCUCUAAUGCAUGAAAACUGGCAGAGGAGGGUGAAGCCCAGGACUAUGUCCCAAACCCUAGCCAGUGGCAUUUUACUGAGAAAAAAAAGUUACUUAUGAAUCAGUACAGCCAUGCUUUGUUCUGCAUGAGUGUUUUAAUAGAGCGAGUGUAAUAUAAGGAUCAGGUGGGCUCGUGGGAAUGGAACAAAAGGUUUUGUAAAAUUAAAGCAAAAUAAUUAUAGCUCUAGGUGCAAAGCGAGCAUACUCCAGCAGUUGAUAGCAAGGACCUGCUCAGAAUGGAGAAGGGAGGGGGCAUGCUGGAAGUUUUUUCCUUUUUUUUUAUUCACUAACAAAGGCUUUUAAUAGGUAACAGUUGUAAAGCGUCUUUGAAAGUAAUUAAUGCACCCACACAAAAAUUUAUUAAAAUGAAAAUUUAAGGAAUUGUCUAAAGUGAAUUAAUUAACAAAAAAAGAACAUCAUGCCUUUCUUAUUUUUUAAAGAAGGAGAGAAGGUUAAGCAAAGCAGAUUUUUGUGAGAUUGGAUUUUAAAAUGUUCCUGGUUUAUUUAGUAUCUGAAUAGCCCUAAAAAGAGAGAGAGAGAGAGAGAGAGAGAGAGAGAGAGAGAGAGAGAGAGAGAGAGAUGGCAGGAUUUAUUAUCCAUCCCCUUUAGAAAUACUAAAUUGGGACAGACAUAAAAUGGGUAUUAAUUUGCUGUGUGUGAGGCUCAAAGUCCCUCAAAAUUAUGAUAUUUUCCGGUAAAAUGACCAAAGUUUUUAAAUAAGUUUUCAGAGGUCUGUAGGAAACAGAAUGUAGUGUUCACAAGAGGAGAAAGGUGAGUGUCUUUUUCUCCAGUGGCCUUCUCCAUUCUGCACUGCUCUUAACCAGGCCAUAUCAAGGCUAUAUCAAGUAUAGUAGAACUAUACUUCCUGUUAUGGCCUCAUGGAAUACAAAAGAAACGCUGCACAGUGUGUCAUUAGUAAUUUUUAGUGUAUUUUCUGUCUCUACAGAAAAAACAAUUAACUGCAUUUAUCCUGUUUCAACAAGAAUUUUUAAUCACUAUAUUUGUAUUUCCUCCUAUUUUCUUUGGUAUUAUUUCAUACUGUGAUAUAAUUAUAAAGUAGGAUAUGUACAACCUGCUGAGAAUUUACCCUUUACCAUGAGAAUCAUUUCUAGUUGAUUACAAAAGUAUCCAUUUUCAGCAUGUUGUUGUUAUACCUCAAAGAGUUUUAGGUUAUGAACUUGAGUAAAUCUUCCAAAGUCAAGUUCUAAACCUUCCAUGCUUAAAAAAAUCAUUGGAAGUUAUUGCCUUUCUUCCAAUAUUGUUAUAUUCUGUUGAAGCCAGAAUCUGGCUGUAUAAAAAUGUGAAUAAGAAAGAAAAUUAAUUUUGGAAGUUACUUGGAAAAAUAGCUCUGGUGAUGCCAUAUAAAAAUACAUAAUUGUAGGUUAGGAAAUAAUUUCCUUUAAAGAUACGGUUUUAAGACAACUCAUACAGCACACCCUAGUAUACAUAUGAUCUUUGAAUUUUAGGUAUGUUUGCUUGGAUUUCCUUUACCUUUUUUUAAGUGUCUCUUAAAUGACCAUUAUCAUCAUGUCUUUAUAAACCUGUGACUAUUCUAAGAUUUUUCUUUUUCUUUUUCAGGACAGGGAAUUUAAUUGGUGUGAGUAAUGUUACAUUGUUGGAUAGUAUUCUUGCCUGUGAGGAAAAAGCAUAUUUGUGAAGCUUCUUGGUGAGGACACUGCACUAAGCAGAUAGACAGUCUUAUGAUCUUUGUCCUUCAGUCCUGUGUCAUUUCACUUUCUCUAGGGAUAUGACCAUAAAAAAGAAAAUCAAGGGAAAAAAUGUGUUUGUAGUAUACCAAGAACCUACUAUGUUCAUAAUAGUGGUUCCUGUUCCAGCUCUUCACCAUAUAAUUUUAAACUAUUAUAUCUAUUGGCCAUAGAAUUGGAAUGGUAUAUUACUUGUCUUUUGCCUCUAUAACAAAUGACCACGAAUUUAGCAGCUGAUAACACCACAAAUUUAUUAUUUCAUAGUUCUGUGGAUCAGACUUUUGGGUUGGCUCAACAGAUUUCUCUCCUCCAGUUUUCACUAGAUGAAAAUUAGGUGUCAGAUGGCUGGUUUCUUAACUGGAAGCUCUGGGAAGAAUCUGCUUCCAAGCUUAUUCCAUUCCUUGUGGUAGUGGAACUAUGGUGCCCAUCUCUUUAUGACCUGAGGAGGACAUUCUUAGCCUUUUGCACACAGGUCCCUGCAUCUCAGUGCCAGCAAGAGUGCCUCAAAUCAUUAUCACACUUGGAAUCUCUCUGACUUCCCCUUUACCUCAUCUUUUUUUUCAAGUUCCAGCCAGAAAAAAAUAUUCUCUGCUUGUAAGGUAAUUAGAUUGGACUCAUCUGGAUUACCUAGGAUAUUAUCCCUAUUUUAAGGUCCACGAUCUUAAUUAUAUCUACACAGUCCCUUUUCCAUGUAGCAUAACAUUUUUCCAUGUUCUGGAGGUUCUGGAUAUUAGAGCAUGGGCACUUUUGGGGUGCAAUUAUUUAGCCUACUAUAGAUGAAUUCUAGAGGAAUAGAUCACCUCUAUUAUAUAUUUCUAGAUUAUUCUGAGUAUUCUUUUUUUGAUCUAGAAGUAGAAGAAAAGACUUGAUAUGGAUACUUACAAAAUCUGUCAGUACAUUUUCUCCUAACAAACAUUGAUCCUUAUAGAUCUCAUUGAAUUUGGUUAAAGUUUUUUUUUUUUUUUUUUUUUUUUUCUCACCUGAUACAUAGAAUAAUGAGGGCACAGGAAACCAAGCUGAUCAUUAGGACCUGAGCUAGACUGGAGGUUUUUUUGGCUUAUGGUCCCAGUUUUAUUCAUCAGCAGUCUUUUAUUCUCCAUGGUAGAACCAUAGUGGUAGUCCAUCUGGGAAAGGGUAGCCAAAAGAAGUCAAGAUUGAGUGAACCAGAAAUGGGGUUGCUGAAAUAUUAGUAAAGAUGAUUUACCCGGAGGGCUGGGAUACAUGCAGUUAUAACUUGCCAUGAAAUAGGAAAAUAUCAAGUCUCUUCCUGGUAUCUAAGAAUGUGUGCUCUGGUAAGUGUAGGCAUGGCACAAGGCAAAGUGAAAUUAGAUAGAUGGCAGCAUUUCAAUUCAGGGGUUGGUAGGUUGGGCUAAGGACACAGUAGUAGGAAUCCAAGUUGAAUAAGGACCCCAGUUUAUAGCUGGAAUUAAAGAGGAAGGUUCUAGCACCCCAGGGAAAAGGGACCAGAAAUAAAUCUUUUGGUAAGGUUGAAGGAAGGGCUAAAAAGAUCAAAAGGAAACAAGGUCAAGGGAGAUAAGGGAGAGUAACUGGAGAUAAGGUUCAUCUACACUUCACAGUUUUGCUCCAGGUGGGUCCUGAAUUCUAGGAUGUAAGAAAGAUGUAUAAAUUGUUUGUCAAUAUGUGCCACCACUGAAUGCAAGAUUAAUAAUAAUGAAGUGCAAGUUUAACUUGAUAGUAUUGUUUUCUAAUAGGAUGAAUAAAUAAAUACACAUUAGUUUCCACACACAUAUGCAUGGACGCACACAUACACAUGUCAGUUGUAGAGACUUUCCAUAAUAUACUCAAUAUACAUUUAAAUAUAUCUACCUGCACCUCUAAAACAGCUAAUAUACUUUCUGUUUCACUCUACUGCAUCCACCAAAUCCUGGUGUGGGACACAAAUGUCAUGGAUAUGAACUCAUUUGAGGGUAUAAAGCAUUUUCCUCAUUUUCAAAGUAAGGCGACAUUAAGUUCCUAACACAUAAGUUAUGUGUAAUGAACAUAUCUUGAGUGAAAUAUAGGACAGCAGAAAAAUCCAAAUACUAGGAUUGUAAGUCUUUGCUUUGCCACAUGUUACAUAUAUGAUAUUAAACAUGUCAUUUAAUCAUUUAUAACCUCAGUUUCCUCACUUAUAAGAUAAAGAUAACUCUCCUAUUUACUUUCCAGUGUUGGUACUCAAGUCAGAUGAGUUAAAGAUACCCUAAGGCAUUUAAAGAUUAUGAAAUACUAUGAAAAUUAUUAUGUUUUAAACAAAUGUAAACAAUCCUCACUAUUACAGUUAUGGCAUGGUCUUUGUCUUCAAAUAUGUACAGUCUAAUUAAAAUGUUAAAAUUAGUUUAUUAUUCCUUUUUUUUUUUUUAAUUUUCAUUACCAGGUCUUCUUCAUGUCAUUUCUUAUGUGUCUGAUGAGUUGCUAUUCCCAAUAUUAAGUAGCACUGGCUUUCAAUGCUAUUGUAUAUGUUAGAGCUAAUAUUCAAAAUCAGAACAUAUUACAUGUCAGUGCAUUACCAAAGGCAAUUAACAGGAGGAAUGUAAAAUGAAUGAUUAAAAAUAUACAGAAUCACUAUAAUAUUAUAGAUGUUUCUCUAUAUUUAUCUUUAUUUUUGUUAAAUAGUCCAUUACUGAAGUCAUAAUUUUCUCUGUUCUAAGUUCCAAAAAUAAUGAAAACAAUCAAAAGCUUAAAAGUUGACUUGGGGACAAGGGACAUCUUUUUUAUGGAUGUGUUCGUUGGUUGGUUUGGUUCAUUUUAUUUCCCAUUUCUCCAUGUCCCUAUCCUCACCUAUUUAUUUUGGCUUGGUCCUGAUUCUAGAGCUAAUAGAUCUUUACAUUGAAGUAAUGGAUGAUUGGAGUGCAGGGAUCAGUUCAGAAUUUAUAUGAACCCUUUGAAAAUGUAUGCAAAUGUACUUUAUAAGUAUGUAUAUGAAUAUGUUUAUGUAUACUUUAUAUGCAUUUGUAAAUAUGUCCUUUCUUUCUCCCUUGGAGAGGAUCAUAACUUUUUUAUUCUCAAAAGGGCACAUGAGCUUAAAAACACUUGGACCCAGUGCAUUUCAAAUUCUGUACCUAAGUGAACAUUACUUGAAAAGAGAAAUUUUCAUCCUCCACUGCCUUUUCAACUAUUCCAGUUGUGUCUCAAACAUUUGGAUCAUGUAGGUAGUGAGGAAGGAAGAUUAGAGGGCCAGCCUCUAAGAAAGGGAUGAGAGAGUACCUCUAUUAGUGACUUUCUCUCUUUCUUUCCUUCUUUUCCACUUUAUUACUUUCUUGCUUUUAUGCUCAAUCACUGAAUCAUUUUCCCUCCCUUCAUUCCUCCUUCCCUCCCCCACUACUUUCCCUCCCUCCUUCCUUCCUUCCUUCCUUCCUUCCUUCCUUCCUUCCUUCCUUCCUUCCUUCCUCUUCCUUCCUUCCCCUUUCUCUUUUCAAUUACUUCUCUUCAGAGGAGAAAGUUUGAGUAAGCACUACUUUGAGUAAGGGCCAAAAACAUUUUUUUUAAUGCUAUAACAUUAUCCCUUUCCUCAUCCCCUUCUCAUUUAUUUUCCCAUUGGUGUGAAUUUAUUCAUUUUACUAUCAUCUCAGUUUGGAGAGCAUUCUUUCCUAUCCACCAGAAGUAGUGAAUCUCUCCAAAAGGCAUUUCUAUAGCAGAAAUCAUUCAGAAAUCAGUAGAAAGAAAAGGUAAUACCCACAUAAAAAAUAUCCCUCACCUUCCUUUUCAACAUUUUCAUUCCCUAUUUGAACAUAAUUACCUAAGCUUAAAAUUUCCCCCAAUGGAAAAAAUAAAAUAAAACAAAUAAUUAAAUUGAUGUGUGAAUUGUUUAACAUAGAAAAUAGAUGAAAUUAAACUGUAAUUCUUCUAUUUAAUGAUAUAAUUGACUUAUUUUUGAGAUGUAGAUAGGGACAGCUCCAGCUUCUAUGAAGAAAAGAAAAAGAUUACAGUUUUGACCAUCCUGAGUAACAACUUUCUAUUACCAUAAAGAGUGAAUAGCUCUCUUCACUUUUUCAUUUCAUCCAACAUCUCUGUACCAUCAUUAAUUUUUUUUUAGAGAGAAUGAGCUUGGGAAAGAAAGAAAAAGAUGAUUGUUAUUAUGGAUUUCUGUUGGCAGUUGAAAAUGUUGCUGUGCAGAGUUUUCCCUGUACCCUGUUCUUGUAGGAUUUGAAUUUUCCAGUUGGAUUGACUUGGCUGUCAAAAAGUCAAGUUGAUUUUUCUUUCCCAGAUUAAGUUGAUAAUUGGCUGAAUAAAAUGUUAAGAACAAUUAGCAGAGGUAGGAUUUUAAAGCUAUUUAACACAACAAACAAACUUUAUGGUCCUAUUUUAUCCUUGUUUAUUUUUUAUUUUUAUUUUUUGUAACUUCUCCAGGGAGCACUGUAGAAAGUUAUAGCUUCCUGUCCAUGAAGUAUUUUAUUUCUUCCUUGACCUACCUGCCAUAACUGCUUAGUUUAUGCUUAAAGAAAAAAAAAAAGUUUCCAUUCCACAACUGAAUCCUUUUAAAGAAAAAUCAAGGUACAGUGUUUCUUAUUCACACAAAAGCAUUCAGAGCACUAGUGUUAAAGAAAGCUUAAUUCUUGGACUAGAUGUUUUUAACUUUCUUCCUGUUCAGAAUACAGGAUUACUACUAUCUCUUGUCUUUGUUACCACCUGCAGGACUUUUUAUCAUUUUCUGUGCCCAUUUUGGAUUGUUUUAGUCUCAAUACCAGCUAGCCUUCUUUCAUAUUUUCUUUACAAUUAUUUCCACUUUUCCUUCGCCUCAGUUUCCUUAUUUUCCCCCAUUUUCCCCCAUACUUAGAAAUGUGUGUAGCUUCUUAUCUGCGUGAAUACUUGUUAAUUUCAAUCUAAACUCAAAUUCCAUUUCUUAAUAGUUCCCUUCUAUGUAGGCAGCCUCUUCUGUACUGAUAACUUCUUGUGGUAACCAUCCCACCCUCAUUAAGCUAUGUAUUUUAAAUGAAUAAAAAAAUAAGUUAGUAUUUAUCAACCUGGCUAGUAGAAAUGCUCAUUAGAGGCUGGGGAGUCUUUCUUUGGUGUCUUCUAUGGAGUGCACGUUGCUUUGUCUUUUUAGUGAAGGUGGCAACAUUUUAUUGAAUUAGCAAAAGUUAAAAACUGUAUGUUCCAUGUAUAUUACUCUCUCGAUGCCACUCAAACAUUAAGUGAUUUAUUUAUUUAAAGCAUAUUAAUGACAUUUCUCUUUGCCGUCAAUCUUCUAUUUUUCAAUCUUCUUAAACAAAGUGUUCUGAGCAUGGUUUAAUAUUUACAUCAUGAUUCCUCAAUCAUCAUCAUUGUAUUAGUUCCCUAGGGCUGCUAAAAUAAAAUACCACAAACUGGGUGUCUCAAACAACAGAACUGUAUUGUGUCUGAGUCGUGGUGGCUGAAAGACCAAGAUGAAGCUGUCAGCAGGGUUGGUUCCUUCUGAGGGCUGGGAGAGAGAAUCUGUCCAAUGCCUCACACCGAACUUCUGAUGGUUUGCUGGCAAUCUUUGGUUUUCUUUGGUGUGUAGAAGCAUCUCCCUGAUUUCUGCCUUUAUCUUCUUAUAGUGUUCUCCCUUUGUGUGUGUCUAUAUCCAAAUCCCCCCUUUUUAUAAGGACAUCAGUCAUAUUGAAUUAGGAGACUACCCUUCUCCCAUAUGACCUCAUCUUAACUAAUUACAUCUGUAAUGACCCUGUUUCCAAAUAAGUUCACAUUCUAAGGUACUGGGGAUUAUAACUUCAACAUAGUGAUUUUGAAGGGACACAAUUCAACCCAUGACAGUUAGGAACAUUAUUUUUUGUGUGUCAAGUUCUAUCACAUUGGUUUUUGAGAGACUCAAUUAUAAACAUGUUUGCAAGGUGUACAUAGCUCUCAGCCUUGGAUACUUCAUCCCUCCCCUCCACUCUCUGUUUCCUCUUCAUUCAGAGAUACAGAGGGGUUACUGCUUACAGUUACCAUUGUGCUUUCUUCUGAAAGUGUCCCAUUUUCCCAUUGAACAUGAAUGGAGAGUCCCAAGAAUUGUUACUGUGUAUGAAAGAAUGUAUUGGUUCUAAAUUAAAGUCUCACUGAUGUGUAAAGAGGAAUUUGGGCAACAGUGUAUAUUUUAUAACAUCUUUUGAAGUUUUUCAAGGGCUCUAUUUUCCUUUUCUGGGUUCUCUACCAUGUUAAAUGGAGACAGGCCUAUAAGUGAAUAUGAGCUUGCUGGAUAACUGAGGUAUGAAUGUAUAAUUUUCUCCUGAUACAUAUGUAAACUAAAGAAAUAUAGCUGAUAGGGGUACCUGAGGGGCUCAGUCGGUUUAGCGUCUGACUUUGGCUCAGCUCAUGAUCUCACAGUCUGUCAGUUUGAGCCCUGUGUCAAGCUCUCUGCUGACAGCUCAGAGCCUGGAGCCUGCCUCAGAUUCUGUGUCUCCCUCUCUGCCCUUCUCCUACUCGUGUUCUAUAUCUCUCUCUCUCUCAAAAAUAAACAUUAAAAAAAAUUUUUUUAAUAUAUAGGUGAUAAAAAUAUUGGAAGUUGAAUUAUUUUGACUACUAGUUGCCCAAGACUUUACCCACUAAUGUAGGAGAAUCCGAGUUCUCCUUAGAAUCCUAUAAGGUGUGAAAUCUGACUAGAAAGAAAUUAUGCUUUUUUGUGAUGUGUAUAGGAUCUAUCUUACUGAGAACGUUCAAUAAACCUGUUACUAGCACAGCAUCGCGUUGAAAUCAAACGCCGUGAGUGGGUAAGGAAAUGUGCACAUUCAGCUUUUAGCAGGUAGUCGUCCCACACCCCCAGGUGCAGACCCACCGGGAGCGGCCCCUGGGGUUCCCAAGGUACCAUGCCAUUGAGCUACCCUCUGCGGCAGGCUCCGGUUUUGGCAGGCAUAGCAAGAUCUGCUCUUUGAUCCUUGGAGUGGGUCCUGCCACAGUGAGUGACCCUGUCUUACCCCUCCCUUUGGUCAUCACUGCGCCCACCUGGCACUGUAGGACAAAAAAUGAGAGGUGGGAGGGGGUCGUAAGGGGACACUUCAGGAACACAGCUCUGCCAAGUAGGAAAAGCUGCUUAAACAGUUCUGGUUCUCCAAGCACAUGUAUAACAUUUCUGCCAACCCAUCAGCGAAUACAUUUUGUUUUCUAUAUCAUUCACCAGUCGGCUAAAAAUCGCUUUCCUUGAUUCUGUUUUCUCAUUCCUGGGGUCUUGGAUCUACCAUAAAAUGUGGCCACACAAAUAAAAGGGCUCCUCCCUAUCUUUUCACAGGCUUGUUUCAUAAGUAUCUGGAAACAUUUACUUCAUUGUGUGCCUCAGUAUUUUGAAAUAAAUUCUCUACUAUAUUUGAAAAUCACUUUUAGUGGCUUGACGAUAUUGGUCAAAACGUAGACAUUGUAUGAAAUUUUUGCUGAAAGUUUUAAUAGAUUAUGAGACCAUUUCUCCAUUUCAAGACACUGUUUGAUGGACGAUGUAAACAUGACUACCCAUUUUAUGGCUGAAAAAGUAGAGACACUGAGGUGCUAAAUAUGUUGUUUAAGAUUGUGCAGGGUGUUAAGUGUCUGCCGAUUUGAUACUGGUAGUAUCAUUCAGAUAUUAUGAAAUUUAGGGUUUUAGCUCAUGCUCUAUGGGAUGAUCAAAAUAUUGGAUCCACAUUGUCCUCUUAAUGUCAUUCAGGCAAUAUAGAUAAGAAGACAGAAAAUUGAGACAUAGGAGGAUAUUAAAUGGCUUUUAGCAAAUCACAUAGCAAGGUCACAGGAAAGCUGAUAAGAUCUCAGACUCCUUCACUCUGAACUAGCCAUGACUAGUUUUCUGACAAGAAACAUUUUUCUCCUUCAGGGAAUCCCAAUUUUCACAUUUGUAAAGGUUGGAGAUUUUCGUUGAGGAAGCAAUGCCUCCAGGCACUAGAAACUUUUGAAAAACUUUAAGGUUUUUAACCUCAACUUAGUAAGCCAAAUAUAUUGGUCAACAUUUAACAGUUUCAGAAUGUUAGAAUUCUAAAAUUCUUUGUUUAGACAGAAAUUUCAAUUUGAAACUGAAAGUAAAUCAUCUUCCCCCUCCUUCAUUAUCUAAUUGUCACUUUGUAAAACAUUUAAGAAUUUGGUAUUUAUAUACAUAUGCAAAAAUGUAUACAUUUGUAAAGUAUUAAGUAUAUGGGAUUUAUUUGGGAAAAGUUUAUACGAAUAGCAUCUACUUUGAAAUGUUUCUGUAAUAACUUCUGCUUGUCGUCAUUUUCAACAAAAAGAUUAAAUUUCCCUUUAUAAGGCCGAAGACUCAAGCAGUUCAUAAAGAAGGAGGGAACCAACCAGGCCAAAAUUCAUUGUCAUUGUUACCACUAAAGUCAUUGUUACCAGUCUAGGGAAAGAGCACAUGAAGUAAUCUUCUAUACUUUAACUCCCUAUCAGUUAGGAUUUCCAGCUGAGAAAUGAGCAGAUUCUAGAAAGCUCUGGCUGCCCAGGUGAGUAUGGUGCAGGCAUUCCCUAUGCUCACUAACUCAUCUGCUAGUUUUCCCAUACAAACUUGAUCUCGGCCAGAGGCCAUAGGGUAAGGACCAAUUAUGCAGGGUCUAGCAAGUCCUUUAUCCCAAAGAAAUACCCAAAGGAGAAACUUUACAUACAUUUUCAAGUAAAUGAGACGAGCCUGUGUGAAGCCCCUCCAAUGACUCCUCCAUGAAGAAAUACCGCAUUUCACCUAGAACCAGCUUUAUCACCAUCAAUAAAUGUGUGUGGAACAUAACAAUAAUAUUUGCUCCAAUAGUCAGAAACUGGAGAUGACCAAACUUAAUCAAGGUCCAAAAGAGAAGAAAGUAUGUGGAGAGGGCAUCAGAGUGCCUGGAGUUGGAGAACACUGGUUGUUGGCUGGUGGUUGGUUAAGUUAGCAACGUCGGGUUAUCUGAGGAGAGCGUGUGAUUGUGCUGAGGAAUGGCUUCCCCAGUGAAUCCCAAAGAAGCUUUUCCAUCUCCAUUAAAUAAGAUGUAAUAUUUAUUGUAUUAUUCACUUGGAAACGUAGGAAUUUUUUUUCUAUUAUUAACUGGUAAAUUCCCAUGUCUUCUAUUUUGUCUGUUAGCUGUUUUCUUAAACACAACCAUUUGGCUAUAUUAUAAACAUUCUCAAAGGAUAUUCUGCCAGAUUACCAACUCCAAUUUGCAUUAGCUAAGACUUAUUUACAUUUAUUGUCUAAGGCAGGCUUAGAUAGUCCAGAAAUAGUAUGUCUAAGUUGUAUCUGAUAAGCUUUAACUUUGGAUACUUAAAAUGCCAUGUAUUGUGCACCUUUUAGGACCUAGUUUCUAUAUGGUGCACCUUAUGUACACCAUGUCCUUUAAUUUUCCCAAGACACCGUUUUAGAGAUGAGAAAACGGAGCCCCAGACAACCUACUUCAUUUGAUGGAGGACACAAAGCUAGUAAGUGGCCAAGCUAGGAUUAAAAUGUAAGCCAUUCUGACUUAAAGUCCUCUUCUCCUCUUUUAAAAUCACUCACUCAUUCUGCUUCUAAAAGUGGACACGUUUCUGCAUUAUCUUCUACAAGUCUAUGGAGUUUUAACAAGGGUGAAGGGGGCUGUCGUGGCAUAUGGCUUUUGGUGCUAGUUUUUAUCACCUAAAACAUUCGAGCUUUUUGUCAGUUAAUCUCUCAGUGCAGCCUACUAGCUUGUUGAUACCCUAAACACUACUUUCCAGUCUUAUUUUGUGAGACAUGCCUCUCAGUAGUUAGUUUAGUUUAAUUCUCAAAUUAACCUAAAACCACCUUAAUUUUGCCUGAAUAAAAAUAAUAACAUAAACACAUGUGUGACUAUGUAACUAUAAAGUAAUGGAGCUGAUCUUCGGUGGGUAUUAGUGACACUGGUCUCAUAUUUAGAAUGAAUCCACAUAGUGCACUUCCAGAUUCGCUACCUGUGAGUUUCAUAAUCUGUUAAACGUGGAUGGUACUAGGACCUACUUCAUAAUAUCAUUGUGAAGGUUAAAUAAGAUAAUAUAUCCAAAGUUCUAGGAGCUCAAUAAAUAUCUAUUGAAUGGAUGAAUACAUGCUAUCAGUUCUUUAAACUGACUAUGUGUUACUGAUCUUUGGCAAAUGCAGUAUUCUGGCUACUGCCUCACAUUUUGAAUUUAAUAUAAAACAAAAUGUUCAAUGUCAUUAAGAAUCAUACACAAUUUGCAGAAGCACUUAUUGAUUCUGAAAGAGCCUUUUUGGGGAGUUGGGAGUAUCAUUUCUUUUCCUCAAGAUUUUUAUCCUUAGUACAGUAUGGCCUGCCUUUUGUGACUAGAGUUGUAUGUGUGACCACCAAGUGGAUAUAGAUUUUCCCCUCUCUUUAAUAGUCAUGUAGAUAUGAUUUAUCUUAUGGUACAAUGAAAACAGAAGCUGUCCAAGUAUGUACAGUAAAAGAAGAUAAAUGGCCUGGACGAAACAAAAAGGCAGUGUGUGUCACAAAUGCUUCCUACUUGUCUGACCCAACGGAAACUCACUGAAAGUAACACAUUAAAAGUAAGAAAGACAUAUAUUGUCACUAUUUGUCCCAGUCCUGGAGAUGCUGCAUACUUAUCUGAUGACGUCGAGAUAUUAUAGUUUGCAGGAGCUUUUUUUCCUUUGUUAAUUUAUUUUUAAAUCCUGAAAUGUUUGCUGUUAUGGAUCUGAAAUUACCAUGCUUUAAAUACCACAGUUUCUAACUGGUCAUCUAAUUCUAGUAAGAGUUUUAGAAAGGGUUCAAAGGUUUGCCUCUCCCUAGAAUAUUCUUCCUACCAGUGAUAUUCCCACUCUUCCAUUAGGAAUAGUCCAUAUAUUACUUCUAGGAGCUCUGUUUCCUACUUGUAUGCAUAUUUGUAUCACUGCUCUCGCUGUAUUGUAUUAUUCUGUUUUCACAUUAGCUAUGUAUUUUUUCUUUUAGAGUCUAGUGACUAAAUUGUAAGUUUCUUGAAGACAAAGCCUGUGUUAUUAUUAUUUUUUAAUAUCUAGAUAUCCAGUAUUACUACUUAGUUGUUCCUAGCAUAAAGUAGGUGUUCAAUAAAUAUGCAUCCAAUAAAUUAAUGAACUUGCAAUGACACACAUACACACACAUUAGAUUAGGGUCACGAAUGAAAUUUCCUGUGUCUUUGCAUGUUUUUCAACUGCUUAUGAAUGUUUUAACUUGCUUAUGAAGAGAUUGAUAUGUUUCUGAGUGUUCUAGUCACGUUGGGGGAAAUUUUCUAAUCUUUGGGGGAAAAAAAUUACCUUUCCAUAUUCUUUGCUUUUAGUCUGAGCGUCUCUUUUGCACGUGGACUCAGGUGUGCUAUCAAGUACUCAUUACUUGAUGGAACCACAGAGACAGUGUUACAAAUCUUUUUUAUUUGCAUGCUGUUUGGUGGCUUUGUUCAAGCAUAUUAUCUGUAUGUGGGGGAAAAAAACAAGGGUUGUGUCAGUUCACUAGAAAAGUCUUACUUGCAUAAAAAACUCUCAGCAUUUAAUACAGUGCUUGGCAUAUAGUUGGGAUUCAAUAAAUGUGGAAUGCAUGAACAAAUCAGCCAUUAUUAUUCACUGUUUUGAGGAUGAGGUAUGAGAUUUCUUUUAAAAAGACUAAGUGAAAUGCCCAGUGUCAGACAGCAGAAUAAGAGAGUAUCUGACCCUCGUAACUCUUACCUCUGUGUUUCUAGACUGUUACGCAGGCUCACUGAGAAGUGCCUUAUAUGUCUGAUUUCUCAACUUCACCCUGCAGUAAACUUUUGCAAUCUGGAGGCUAGAGACCUCUUUUGUAAAUGUUGUCUGCCCGAAAUGCAUUGGCACCGAGGAGGCCUUAGCAGAUAAAGUAGAGGAACAUAUGGCUCCCAUCUGAAUACAAAUUGGUGGACAUAACGUGGUAAUUCAGCUGAGAUGUCCUCUAUAUUGUAAACUGAAAGAGUAUGAUUAGAGGUGUUUAUAAACGGCGUCUGAAUUUCCCCCCCACACCCCUCCCCACCCCCUUUCACUGUAGUUUUAUCGGCCUGAAUCAUAGCCAUCUAGCGUCCCAGUCUCACUGUGUUAUUUGUUAAAAUGGCCAGCGUGAGGAAUUAUUAAUUAAAGCUAACAAAUCACCCUGACGAGCUGUGCCCUGGCAUGGCUGAAGGUUGAUUGGCGAAAGUGUUCUCCUUUGGAGAAAAGACUUUUUGUGCUCGUGACGCAGUCAGGGACGGAUUAUUGAAUAUGCAAGUUAGAAGAAAAAUCACAGGACAAGCAAAUUGAGUAUUUACUGGCAAAUAAUUGCUCUCUUAAGCUGUGGCUCUCUUCCUAAAUUCUUAACAUUCCCGAGGGUUAGAAAGAAACACAGAAAAAUGCAUCGGUACAGAGUACAUUUCAAAAAAAAUACAUAGGCUGAUGUUUCAGACUUGUGCAGAAUGUUUCACCAUCACUAACUGGAUAUUUCUCACAACAUUGCUGUCUGGUGUUUUCUGUGGAAGGGCAGUGAAAAAAGGUGGAGGAAGCAGUGACUGGCACUUUUCCUCCACGCUUUGAGAGAAAGAGAAUUGGCUGGAAUAAAACCUUGCUUUCCAUAUGGUCGACUUGAAACAGCAUUGAAAAGUUCCUUGACCAUCAGUCUGUGGCCUGCCCCUUCUCUUUCUAUGCAGCCGCUCUCUGUUCCCUGCCCCAAUGAACAUCUGCACUAGGCCCAAGCCUUGGAGUGAUUUACCUGAAGAGUGACACCAUUGAUUUGGAAACUACUAUGAGGAAACUGAAGCCCAGAGAGGUGAAGUGAGGUGCCCAAGGCCACACAGCAAGUUAGAGGCACAGCUAGUACCAUAGCUCAAGUCUCCUGACUCCCAGUCCAGUGCUCCUCCCAUUACUCCACGGGUCCUGUCUCUAAGCUUCCUGACAAAUGCUAGAACGGAAGAAACCCAAGACAGCUGAAAACCAGAAGGCAUCUGAGGAGAAUGAGAUUACUCAGCCGGGUGGAUCCAACGCCAAGCCGGGCCUUCCCUGCCUGAACUUUGAAGCUGUUUUGUCUCCAGACCCAGCCCUCAUCCACUCAACACAUUCACUGACAAACUCUCACGCUCACACCGGGUCAUCUGAUUGUGACAUCAGUUGCAAGGGGAUGACCGAGCGCAUUCACAGCAUCAACCUUCACAACUUCAGCAAUUCCGUGCUCGAGACCCUCAACGAGCAGCGCAACCGUGGCCACUUCUGUGACGUGACGGUGCGCAUCCACGGGAGCAUGCUGCGCGCGCACCGCUGCGUGCUGGCAGCCGGCAGCCCCUUCUUCCAGGACAAGCUGCUGUUGGGCUACAGCGACAUCGAGAUCCCAUCCGUGGUGUCGGUGCAGUCGGUGCAAAAGCUCAUUGACUUCAUGUACAGCGGCGUGCUGCGCGUCUCGCAGUCGGAAGCCCUACAGAUCCUCACGGCCGCCAGCAUCCUGCAGAUCAAAACAGUCAUCGAUGAGUGCACGCGCAUCGUGUCGCAGAACGUGGGCGAUGUGUUCCCGGGGAUCCAGGACUCCGGCCAGGACACGCCACGGGGCACUCCCGAGUCAGGCACAUCGGGCCAGAGCAGCGACACUGAGUCGGGCUACCUGCAGAGCCACCCGCAGCACAGCGUGGACAGGAUCUACUCGGCACUCUACGCAUGCUCCAUGCAGAACGGCAGCGGUGAGCGCUCCUUCUACAGCGGUGCGGUGGUCAGCCACCAUGAGACUGCACUCGGCCUGCCCCGUGACCACCACAUGGAAGACCCCAGCUGGAUCACGCGCAUCCAUGAGCGCUCACAGCAGAUGGAGCGCUACCUGUCCACCACCCCCGAGACCACGCACUGCCGCAAGCAGCCCCGGCCGGUGCGUAUCCAGACCCUGGUGGGCAACAUCCACAUUAAACAGGAGAUGGAGGACGAUUACGACUACUAUGGGCAGCAAAGGGUGCAGAUCCUGGAGCGCAACGAAUCCGAGGAGUGCACGGAAGACACCGACCAGGCGGAGGGCACCGAGAGUGAGCCCAAGGGCGAGAGCUUCGACUCGGGCGUCAGUUCCUCCAUAGGCACCGAGCCUGACUCUGUGGAGCAGCAGUUCGGGCCGGGGGCAGCGCGGGAUGGCCAGGCCGAACCUGCCCAAGCCGAACAGGCCACGGAAGCUCCUGCCGAGGGCGGCCCGCAGCCGCACCAGCUAGAAACAGGUGCCUCCUCCCCGGAGAGAAGCAACGAGGUAGAGAUGGACAACACGGUCAUCACUGUCAGCAACAGCUCCGACAAGAGCGUCCUGCAGCAGCCUUCGGUCAACACGUCCAUUGGGCAGCCAUUGCCAAGUACCCAGCUCUACUUACGCCAGACAGAAACCCUCACCAGCAACUUGAGGAUGCCUCUGACCUUGACCAGCAACACACAGGUCAUUGGCACAGCCGGCAACACCUACCUGCCGGCCCUCUUCACUACCCAGCCCGCGGGCAGUGGCCCCAAGCCUUUCCUCUUCAGCCUGCCACAGCCCCUGGCAGGCCAGCAGACCCAGUUUGUGACAGUGUCCCAGCCCGGCCUGUCGACCUUUACUGCACAGCUGCCAGCGCCACAGCCCCUGGCCCCAUCCGCAGGCCACAGCACAGCCAGUGGGCAGGGCGAAAAAAAGCCUUAUGAGUGCACUCUCUGCAACAAGACUUUCACCGCCAAACAGAACUACGUCAAGCACAUGUUCGUACACACAGGUGAGAAGCCCCACCAAUGCAGCAUCUGUUGGCGCUCCUUCUCCUUAAAGGAUUACCUUAUCAAGCACAUGGUGACACACACAGGAGUGAGGGCAUACCAGUGCAGUAUCUGCAACAAGCGCUUCACCCAGAAAAGCUCUCUCAAUGUGCACAUGCGUCUCCACCGGGGGGAGAAGUCCUAUGAGUGCUACAUCUGCAAAAAGAAGUUCUCCCACAAGACCCUCCUGGAGCGACACGUGGCCCUGCACAGUGCCAGCAACGGGACCCCUCCCGCGGGAACACCCCCAGGUGCCCGCGCCGGCCCCCCGGGGGUGGUGGCCUGCACCGAGGGGACCACUUACGUCUGCUCCGUCUGUCCAGCAAAGUUUGACCAAAUCGAGCAGUUCAACGACCACAUGAGGAUGCACGUGUCUGACGGAUAAGUAGUUAUCUUUCUCUCUUUCUUAUGAACAAAACAAAACAACAAAAAAGAAACAAACAAACAAAAAAAGCUAUGGCACUAGAAUUUAAGAAAUGUUUUGGUUUCGUUUUUACUUUCUGUUUUUGUUUUUUGUUUCGUUUCAUUUUGUACUACAUGAAGAACUGUUUUUUGCCUGCUGGUACAUUACAUUUCCGGAGGCUCGGGUGAAUGAUAGUUUUCCCAGCCUCCCUCGGAUGGUGGCCUUAAGGCCUGGUAGUGCUUCAAGAGGUCCACUGGUUGGAUCUCUAGCUACUGGCCUCUAAAUACAACCCUUCUUUACAAAAAAAAAAAAUCUUUAAAAAAAAAAAAAAGUAAAAAAAAAAAUUUUUUUUUUCACUUGUGAAGAGCACUACAAAAAAUCUAUAACAAAAUCUAAAAGGCCUACUGUCUUUAAGUACACCGCUUGCAGUGUUUCAGUGGACAUUUUCACAAUUCUGGCCGCUCGGACUUCACAGUAACCAGUUAAAACUGUGGAAUAUCGCUUCUGGUUGAAAACCCAGAGGAAAGGCCCUGCUGUUUUCCACCUACCACGUUGUCUGAUUUCAUAAAAGGGCUGGGGGGGGUGGGAACGGGCAGUGGGUCGGGUGGUGUGGGAAAGGCGAAUGGCAGGCUUCUCCCCCAGAUUCUGCUGAGUCCGCACCCCCUGGCCCACCUCCUUCAUAUCCCCCCUUUCAGCAGAAGCCAGGAAGACUUGGACAAGCAUCAAGCAACAGUGGCUAUCGUAUUUAUUCAGUGUCUUCGCUGAGCCACAGCCUCAGCACAAUCAAGAGGGACUUUCAUGAAAGGCAGGAAUGCAGAUAAAACAAAGAUAUCAGAGGUUUGCACCUACGUUUCUAGGUACAAGAGAAGGAUUAUUUCCAACAAUCUUUGCAAAAAAAAAAAACAAAAAAAAAGUGUCAGGAUAUAUUCUUGUGGAAGAGAAAAAGAAAGAGAAAUGGAGGGUGGGGGGGGGAAUAAUAAAAAGUUCUUGAGGCUUUUUUAAUUCAAAAUUUUAUAGAGGGGCAAAAGUGACGUUUACCAGAUAGAAUGCUGAUUUUUUUAAUAUAUUUACGACAGUAUUUGUGUAAAAAAAAAACAAAAAAAAGUGAGAUUGUUAAAAGUAAUUUUUUUUUUUUCGUUUUGGUUUUGCAUACACUGCCACCGAUCCCUUCUCUUUUAUUUUAUUUCACACACGUAUAUAUAUUUUUUGGUAAGUCAAGACUGUUAAGGUUAGCGCUACUGCUUCCAGAUAGAAAGAAUAAAAGGCAAUUAAAGUUAUAUUUGAAAGAGAGGAAGGAUAUUUUCUUCAUAUUUUUUUUAAUUUUUCUUAAUUUUUAUUAUUUUAAGUAUUGCCUGGGUUGCUGAGGGCCUCUGUGGCCAGCCCAUCCCUGCUGUAAUUUGAACCUGCUGCUUUGUAUUUUGAUACGUAGUUCUUUGACUUUUAGCAAAGCGUUAAGUUGCUCCACUGAAUAUUUUUUUUCAACUGAUCCAUCUAGAAUUCUGUUCUUUUUCAUGGGAGGGCUUUAUCUUUCAGAAACAGAUUCCUUGCUUCUCUAUAAGUUCAUUGAGAUCUUAUGAUUCUAGAAUUUCUAUUGACUUUACUUCUUUUCUUUAAGGAAACGCUAGUAGUCUAGAGGCCGUGACAAAUGGGUUUUCCUUUUGUGGUCAGCCAGGAGGAGGAGUUCAGGCCUCCUCACCCUUCACAACUACAGAGAGCAGCGUUAUCAGAAGCCUGGUACAGAUCAGGAUGCCUUGAUGCCAAAAUUACUUUCUUCCUUUCAAAUGUCACCUUCUGACUAUUUCCACCAUGGUUGAGAGGACUAAAUAAGAUGACCGUCCUUUAGAUGAUUUCUUAACCCUUGCUUUUGGGAAAGUUUUAAAGAAAUUAACAGAUAUUUCUCAGAUGGCAACAUCCAUCAUUCAAAAGGCCACCAGUCCAUUGCAUCAUCCUAGAUGCCACUCUCUCUUCCUAGUUGGGAUUUCUCUCCUCGGUCCUGAUCAAAGCAUCGUAAGAGGGAUUUUUCCAUUCUAGACAGUGUCCUGAAGGGAUUCCAUCUCAAAUAGAAGAAUUCUUAAGCCUAACAAAUAUUCCAAAGGUGAUUUUAUUGCUGGGCAUGUUUUAACACUCUUCAGGGGGGAAAAGGACAUCUUUAAACAAAGCAGAAACACCAAACCACAAUUUUAAAAAAGAAGCAAAGACAGUAUUUUAGUUUCAAAAUUGCUUUGCAUUUUAAUUCUCCUGUCAGUGACUUAUUUGCAAAAACUGCAACAAAUGAGAAGAAAUCUUCCAAGGGAAGCAACUCUGUAAUGGCGAAAAUGCUUUUACUCGUAUAUUUUAGAUAUUGGUUAACUCGGAUCUUUUCCAUAAGUUCUUGGUGAUGUUUAGUAGGAUUAGUGCAACUAGGGUAUAUGUGGGUUUUAUUUGGUCCUAUGGUCCUUUAUUCGGUAAAUAAUUUGCUAGAAGUUUAAUGUAGACUUGGAUGGUUAACUGAUGAGUGUCACUCAUCGUGAUUUCUAAGAGGAGUUCUAACAAGAGCUAUGUGUCCAAAAUUGACCUGUUUUAAAAGUUAGUGGGGAACAGCUUCAGAAAUAAGAUAAAGUCCGUUUUUCUCUGCUAAUUUUGCAUUUUAAAAUAGCAGUGUUGUUAAGACUCUAUAUUUCCACUUACUGCCAACAGAGGGAGCAUUAGUUAAUUAACCAUGUCAUGGAAUUGUUUUGAUCUCUUGAAAACAACUCAUUCAACCCAUGACAUAAAAAAGAAAAAAUUGACAUUAAGAAAAAAAGUUGUUUAAUCUGGAGGAAAAAUGACAUGAAAUCACUCAGCAUGUGCUACAAAGGAAGAAGCCAAAAGCCACUUCAAAAUUUUUUCAGUUAUUUGACAGUAGCUGACUUAAGUAAGAUAGUGUCCUUAUUCCAACCUUAGCAAAGUAGGCAGAAUUUACAAUACUUCUAGAAAAGUUGAUCUUGGGUGCCAUAGUGGGCCACAUUUAGCAAUCUGCUUCUUAAAUCAGAGGGAGACCCAUUUACCCUAAUGCUGAUUUGCCAUGUGAAAAUCUAAGCAAUUGGUUUAAAAUAAAAUCCACAUUUUGCUAUAGAACAUGUAGAGGGAAGAACUUCCACUUGGGUUUGAAACACUAAUAUUCAUCCCUUCCCUUCAAAUGAAGCAUCUCUUUUUUAAAAAUGUUGGAGAACUCCCCGAGAAUUCUUGGGGAGGUGAUGCAGUCAUCAUAACCACACGGACUCUCCAGGUUUGCAUAGCAGUCGACUUUUUCUUACUGUAUGUCUAUUCCUCCCAAACACUCAUAGUCUAAAAUAGUUGGCAGAUUUGUUCUCUGGAGAGAGGAAGAAGCUAGACUGCAGAUCUAAACUGGGGAGCCAUGAACUUGCCACGGGGUCAUUACUGAUCUCUUGAAAGGGCUACCUUCUAAACCGAUGUAAACUAGACUGUACCUAUUUCAAAAGGAUAGAGAUGCUUUUAGAUCGGCAAUCCUUACUUUUAAAUUAAAUAAUUCCCAACAUCUUAAGAAAUGGGGAAAACAUUUUGCUUCAAGAAUAGACGAUGAGCAUGAAUCCUUUAUUUUUUAGUUUCAAAUGCAACAAUCUUCUUACAUUUAGAACUUCAUGCUAGGAUGCUAUGAGUGCUAAAAAAAAUUUUUUUUCAGUAGUCAGGGGAAAAAAAUAGAUAAAAUGGAAGCAAAUGUUCCAGAUUUAAGACCUCUUAGGAUGAAUACAGGGAACAAGAACUGGUUUGGAAAAGAACAUUUUUUUUUAGUAAUUUAUGAUUUAAAAGUGGGUUAGCUGAACAAGGGAAAGGAAAAAAAGUCAAAGGAGAAUAUUUAUCUCAUGACAUUUAGAUAUAGUUAUGAAAAAUAAAAUUUCCCAGCACUGAAAACAUUGGUAGCAUCUCAGCAUAGAGGGCAAUAACUAUAAUAAAUGCCAAUAUUUGUUCCAAAAAAAAAAACCCAAAUGUGUAAAAUAUAGUCCCCAAAAAGGAAGGAAUUGGAACAGAUGGAUCUGAUACAGAUUUACACAUGGGAAAAGAUUAAGAAACAAGCAAGGCAAAAAUAAUUUGAAAUGAAAGUGUCUGUAUCAAAAUGGCUUUUACUAUAUAUUUUAAUUGAGUUGUAAACUUUAGGUCCUAAUAAUAGUUUCAUAGGCUUUUUCCUGCCCAGAUUCCUAAUGCUCUGAAACUGUUUGUGCCAUGAGUAAGUGUGGUGGAUAAUUUCCUUCUUCUGUUCCAGCUUUAGUCUAUUCCUUCUUCUGAGGCAUCUUGGAGCCCACAAUAGUUCACAGCCCUAGAAGGAAAAGACUUGGAUUGGCUUUGUUGAAAAGUUAUGGGUUUUAUUUACCAUCCCAAUAUUCUAUAAGGACCAAGAAACCCCUUUGGAACCCAUGAACCAUUAGAAUUUGUACGUUCUGAUAUGAGAAGUAAAAAGGUUUCCUCUGGGUGUAUGAGCUUCAAGUAAGUCCUAAUGCCUUGACCUACUUGUGUGUCCAUCUUACAAGCACACCAGCGGUAUGUGCCCAGCCCAUACCCCAAAUCUGUUUUCCCUCAGCAGUUGAAAAUGAGGUGUGCCCCUUAUAAAAUCCCUCAGGUCCCUGACAGAACAUAAUAAAGGUUCAUGUACCUUCCUAGAUGUGCUUCCUCCAUCAUGCUCCCCAACACCUGUUGCCUUUAGGAAAGGGAGCAGUGAGCUAGAUCUGGCCAGGAUUCAUACUCGACAUACCCAUUCAGGAGACUUUCUCUGUUGUUACAGAAGAUGUUAUUUAAUCAGCUGAGGCUGGGAGCAGAGGGUAUGAGAUUCUGCGGAAGAGGUAUCAGAUAACCAAAUCAGGACUGCUUCUGCUGUGCAAAAAAGAAACAAAAUGAAGGUGCAAUGCAAGAGCAGACACAACCUGAGAUGCCCUUGGGAUUUCGAAGGGAGGGUGCCGUUUCUGUUGUGACCUGACUCUUAAAAGAAAUCUCCUGAAAGAAUUCUUUAAUUUAGUCAUGAGUUGAAGUCCAGGGUAAUGGAAGCCCUGGGGAAGAGAACAAAAGGACUGCACACUGUAUUCAGCACCCAAUAAUGCGAAACCAAAAAACAUCCAAUCCCAACCCUAGGAAGUUUGGCAAGAAGUAUUUAGAGAAAUCUCUGGGCUUUUCCAUGGGUAGUAGGGUCGACAGACUUUCUUUUGAGUGAUUUCUGGCUCUGAGAAACCUCUUUACUCACUAGAAAAGAACUUUCUUUAAAUGGCCAAUUUUAUCCCCCAGAAAAAGAAAUUUAAAAAAAUAAAAUAAAAUAGGACACUAAAGACAGAACCAUGUGACUUGGUAACAAACAAAAGGAAGGGCGCACUAGAAUUUCAAUAGAUUUCCUAAUUCCAUAGAAAAAGCAAGGCAACCCAAGGCCUUUCCAUCUGCAGUGCUUGAAGAGAGUGCUUGUGCUGACCCAGCCCCCUGGGGCUUUCUGAGGCUCGACAUAACCUCCCCAUUGGGAUGGGGGCAGCCCCUUUCUCUUCACGUUGUCAUGAAGAAAAAGACCCUUCUCUGAGGUGCCCAGGAAAUAGAUUGCAUGGGGCAAACUUUCAAAAGCUAUCUCUACCCUGGUGCUCAGGCAGCAUGUGGAGACAGAAAAGGGGGCGCAGAAGACCUCUUGCUCUCCAGUGAGAAUAUUUUCAUAUUCCCAAGGGCUCUCUGUGUGGAGUUACCAUUUCUCAUACUGCUUAAACCUCCGCAAGAGGAAAAGCUGUAGUGACUCAGUGUUCGUGUAAACACAAAACAUGGAAAUUACUAACCCAAAGCAUCAUUUCUAGCACUAGGUAUUACAAUAAUGAGCCUGAUCAAAAUUGCCCAGAGAUUUUUCUAAGUCUCUCAAUAAUUUUUUGUCCUUGAACACUGAAUCCACAGUGGUCAGAGAUGCACCUUAACAGAUCCCAAAAAUGGUUUGGAACACUAGGAUUUGUUUUGCAUUCUUUUUAGGAUGGAGAAGUAGAGGAUGAGGGCUGCAUGAGCAUGGUGUUCUUUGUCAGAACUAGGUAUUUCACUGAGAAGUGGUAAAAAUGUCCUGGGUUGAAAUAACUGACUGAAACACCCUGGGUUCCAGUGGUUCCUGAGGCGCAGCCUAUUGAAAACCUUCAGGCUGAAAUCUAAUCUGAAGUGACCUCAGUCGAGGUAUUUUCACCAGAAGCCACUUACAGUAGAGAAUUAUUGCCUUAAAUCAGAAAGCCCAGGGAAGAGAACAGAGGUUAGAGCUUGGAAGGGUGCGAAGACUUAGACAUUUCUUGCUUUUUAAUGGUUGCAUUAUCAUCAAAAUGAGCCCUAUUCACGAGUGAAGACUAUGAAAACAGCGGUUUUGCAGGGAGGCAUCAAACUUCUCUGGAACUGACAGUUCUCAGGAAGUGGCUGCUAUUUUUUCAUAUCUUAUUUCAGUGACAUAGGUCUGGGCUGGGUGUAAAAUAGGCAUCAUAUUAGUCAAAUAGUAAAUCCCAUAAGACAUGAUCACAGGUGCCUGGUAUGCCAGUUUUAAUCAUUUCUUUAAUAGGGAGAAUAGUCUCUACAAAAAGCUUUCUUUCCCUAUACAGUAUAUAUUUACUUCUAGACUCAGUUUUCCUCAGUGUAGGUGAGCAUCUGGUCCAUCUGGUGGUUCUUUGUUUAAAUGCAAACUCACAACUCGCAAAUCUUCAAUGAUGGAGCAUAAUCUGCAGAUCAUAGAGGAAACCUAGCCACAGUUAUGGGAAUCCCGGCUUUUGAGAUACCUAAUUAGGAUAUAGAAAGUCCCUACCAGUCCUCUUGCAAUUUCAGGGGUUUCCUUGGUUCCAAAUACCUCAGUGAGAUUCUGAUACACGUAAAAUAGAAAAGAAAAAAAUUAACCCCAUAAGAGACAUCUGUUUCCACUACUGUUACAACAGAAGUUUGGAAUUGCCCAGCAAAAUCCUUGUCAUUUCGAUGUAGAUUCCAGUAACGAAAAGGACUUAACCCAGCUAGUAGGUCACGGCUGCUGUCCAAAAUGUCUAUACGUGAGUACACAUUAUGCAUGUACACACGCAGUGUGAGGUGCUCUCAGUACAAAACUGUUGUGCGUUCAUAUUCCCCGGUGACAAGACAGAUUCUGGAAUUUCUAGCUAGUCAACGGUCUCACAUAUCUUCUAUCUGCUUCUGCUCUGUUGCCUUAGUUGGGUGCAUCAGCGCCAUCCGCUAUCUGUGAUGAGGGCAUUCUGGAGGAGGUCAACCAUCAGUCAUUUCUACGUACCUGUUUCAUGAGAAACUUGAAUAUGCUGUGCAGAGUAGAGUGCACGUAACAAACUCUGUACUUCUGCUGGAUUUCCUGACGUGUGUGCAUACGUAUGUGUUUGCGUGUAUACUUGUAGUCUGGGAGUGUGUGUGCCUCUCAAAGGAGGCACACGCAGGCAUAGGCCCUGGUGCAUAGAUACGGCUCCCUCUUCCUACCAUUGUGCUCGAGACUUGUGGCUCCCUUCCCAGGAAGCAGUCACCUGCCCACUCUGUUGCUUUUUGUAACGUUUCGGAGUUGGGAGAAACAAAGGCAGCUUGUUGGAUCCACAGCAAACCUACAGGGACAGGCUGUUUUCCUCCAGGAGAAGGUAGAACACAAGUACUCAAGUGGUACGCAGAGCAAGAGAGCGGCAGGCUGGGGCACCUCCCUUGGUCUCCUGGGGAGGAGGGGCAUGAGGCCAGGGAGCAAGGCCCGGGACAAACUUUGGUCCGAGCCAGUCCAUGGCUUGAAAGCCUCCAUUCCUUUCUUCUAUGGAACCCAGUGUGUGCACACAAACACCCGCCCGCCCGUAAGUUUUACUCCCAAACUAAAGCUUCCUCAUCCUGCUUGCAUCGGGGGGUCAUCACCGUAAUUCCAGACUGUGUCUCCUGAAACCAGCGUGGCCUUUGCCGAAGUCUUUCCAGGAGUGGGUUGUUUACUGUGUCUAGGAAACCAAUAGACUCUCGGAGGGAAUCAUUUUUGGUAGUCUGUAAGAAUUGAUGGCUCUCGCCCAUCUCAAACGUUAAAGUAGAACGCUGCUCUGGGGCACUGGUCUGCACAAAUGGACCUGGCUCUCGUAGCCGACCUUAAAAGGGUGGCCUGGAAACCAUCGGGUUCAGUUUUCUCACUCCCAUGCCCUUCUUUUACUAGAUGGACUAUUAUUUUUUAUGACAUGUAGGUUAUUUCUGCUAAUUCGCAGAGUUCAGAGGACAUUUUCUUUCCUCUUCUAUUUUGGUGACUUUUCCCCUCCCCCAUUAAGGCAGGCUACUUACACUUAGCAGCUUUUCGUUGUUGUUCUCUUUGAAAAUGUAUAUUGUCUUUCUAUAUCCAAAGGUCUGUGACUGUAACCAUAGGCAUUUCUUUUUACUGGAAGAAAAAAUGAGUUGUUCGUUUUUGUUUUUGUUUUUGUUUUUUUUAAUUAACAGUACUAGUGACUUUGUGGAAGAAUAUGAGUUACAUUUAGGUAUGCUUACUUAAGUACAGUACACUACAUUGCAGUAUUUCUGAAAGCUAGAACAUACACAUUCUAUAUAACAACUCUAUAUUGAAAUAUAUAUUACAUUAUAGUCAUUUUAACUUUGAAUCCGCCUAUGAUCAUGAGUUGAUUGAAAUAUUAUUUCUUUGCAUUUAUCACCCAUCACCAACCUGCUGCAGUUAAUCUGGUGCAUUUAAUAAUAAUCAUUACUGCUCUAGUUCGCUUUUUAUAUUAUCAGCUUCAGUAUUGUCUUGACAUGAUUUUAGAAUUUUUUUUUAAAGCUCAGACUUAGCAAAUGUAGGAAAGUGAAAACUUUUUUUUAAGAAAACAUUUCUUUUCCGGUGUGGCCGAUACAAAGAGGUUCAUAUCCAAAGUGAUCUUGUUUAGCUGGCCCUCUCAAUAUCUGAAGAACAAAAGAAGUGCAUAUGAAUGUAUCUGUGAUUUUCCCUUUUAGGACUGUCACUGUUCUAUAUUUGCUUUUGAAAAUAUGACCAAGGGGCUCCUUAACUUCCAUAUGAUCUGACCAACAAUUACAGGCUGCAUUUGAAAGGGCUGCUCAUCUGAGAAGCAUAAGGGAGUGAAAUGCCUAGCUGUCCCAACUGGGUUUUCAUACAUCUAUUUUAAUACAGCUCCUUUCCUGACUAAUUUCUGUUUUCAGUGUGCUUUACAAUUAUUUUAACUAGUCUUCAAUGCUUCCCUGGAGGCAGCUUGGCAAUAUAACAUUCAUUUUCCUAGGAGAUUUUUCUUUCUUAAAUAAAACCAGAAUUUGAGGAACUUUUGCAUGACAGAGGCUGAUAGAAAUAGAACUGAGAAAUAGGGAUCUCAUUUUUUAGCCUGCAGAAUGUAUAAAACGUUGGCUCUCGGGUCUCUGCCCCUCAGUGUCUCUCUCCAUUUGUCUGUCAACGUGGGGAUUCAGUGCCUUUCUUCUUUAGCCAGCCCAUCAUGGAAACUUCAGAAAUCGGGCAUCCUGUCUUCCUAGCCAGAAACAUUUUCAAAUAGUAUUUUCAGAUAAAGAGCUUCUUCAGUUUCCCUUAGCUACUUGACCCAAUGCCUGGAAAACUCCAUAGUUGGACAAACUUUACAUCCAUCCUGGGGACCUAAAACCAGAUUCCUUCUCUCAGUUCUCCAUUCAGGACAAAAUGAAAACAGUUGUUUAUAACACUCAGUGUGAAAGCCCUUCCCACACUGGACCAAUAUUAAGGCCUCUCAGUAUAAAUAACACCAAUUCCAUCCUUUCAUCUUUCCUAAUAGAUUUUUAGUUUCAAAUCCCGUUUUGUUCUGCUGUGUUCCCCCUUCCCUGCCUGGCAACAAGAUUCAUCGCCCCUCCCCUUAUUCACACCCUUAGCAGUACCCUCCACUUGUGAAGCCUGGUAGACCUACUCCAGCCUACUUUGAAGGGGUUCGUAUUGAGUCUAGUAGCAAAAUUCUAAAUCUGUUUCUCCAAAGCUUUCAACUAAAUAUAUGUCUCCAGGACAGACAGAAUUGUGAAUUAAAUGGGAGUCAAGGGGACUGUUGCUUUCUCCAGUGUUCGCAAAAUACCCAAAUUGUAUCAAUUUUCCCCUUUUCUUUUCCUAACCAUGUCCCCUUAUUUCUUGUUUCUCUUUAGGACUACUUUAAAUUACCUCUUCUUCUCGACCCCUGAAGAACGCGAAUAAUUAUGACUCCUGAGUGCUCACUUCCUUCCCUUCCCCCACCCCAUUCUGAAUGCCCUUCUCUAAGCUUUGUGCAGUUAAAAAGCACUGACAGGAGUCAGCUCCUUGUGAUUCGUAGGCAGAGUGAAGAAGUAUGUCUUCACUGUACCUUCAAAUUUUAAAAGUUAUCAAUAUUCUUUUGAGAGUGGGAGGACCUGAGUCACAGUUUUAAAUGUCAUCUGUACCAGAAAGGUCAUUAAUCCCUUUCACCUUCACAUGUGGCCAAAGGUAAAGGGAAAAAAAAAAUGUUUUUUUCUGUUUGUUUUUUUUUUCUUUAAAUAUCAUAGCAUUCAAAUUCCUGGUAUGAGUAGGACCAUUUCUGAGGGAGACCAAAAUUCAUCAGUGUGGACCCUUUCAAGUCCUGCUAAUAUUUAGGCAAAUGAUAUAUUAACCAGAUAAGAGAUUUAAAGAAAUCUAACAAAAGAGGUAACAUUUUAAAAUAAUUUUGCUAACUGCUCAAGCCUUAGUGAGCUCUUCUAAAACAAGUAAAGCCACUUCCACUCAAGUAGGAGGAAACAAUUAGGAAGAAUUGUUUUCAUUUGUUACCUUUCUGAAAAACGAAUAAUUGUUGACUAACAUAGAAAUUUAAGCAGUAAUUUACUGAGAGAUGAAAAGAUACAUAAAGUAUCUAAAGUGUCUAUUCUGCAAGCAGCUAUUUUUAAAAUGUAAACCAUAUAUAUAAUAGGGCUGACUGGAUACUAGAUACUUGACUAGAUACUGAAUACACUCCCCAGUACCUAAACAUUCAACAUAUAAUUUAGUCAUCAUGCUAGAUCUCGUUUUAAUGAGUUAUAACUAUCUGGUUGCUAAAGCAUUGCCCCAAGGGGUGAUAUCAUUCUGGAUCUAUCCCUUUACAGGGGUAGCUUCUUUCCUGACUUCCAGUCCACCCCUCUUGCCAUGCUCCUACAUUGCCUCUUGGCUCUCAUGCAGACAAAUUCUGUGGCAUUUAAAGUACUACCUGCUUUGAAAUGCACUGGAGGUAUGCUAUUUCAAUUCUGGCUUUACCCAUUGACAAACAGAAUCAAAAUUUAUUAUCCGAGGUAUAUUCUUAAUGUGACUAGAGGCUUGACCCAUCUCCUCCCUUAAUUAAAUCAGUCUAUAACGUCAACUCACACCUUAGAGAGCCACGAAAUAAAGAGAGAGUUCAAAACCUUCCUAAGUCAUACAUCUAGUAGGAAACCAACAUUUCUUAAAGCCUGUAUUUAUGUGGCCUAGGAUGGUGAUCCUCCCUUGGCCGUGUUUUCCCAGUCAAUCUCACAUGUUUCUCUUCAUUUGUCUGUUCUAACUCCCUCUAUCUUUUUAAAAAAGUAUUCUUCAUCUAAAGUACUCUUCUCCUCAGGCUUUGGCUUCUGAAACUGUGAAAGACUCUCUUUUAAAUCCUAACUACUAUUGUUUAAAGUGUAAUGUGGAGUUUGAGAGGAUCCAGUUCUGACAGGCCCCAUUUGGUCACCAUCACAAAGAUUUCUCCAGGAUGCCUUCUUGACAUUGUUCCUUCUGGCUCCCCAAGAAGAGCCCUAACUCUGAGACCAGGUUUUCUCACCACAACCUCUGCAUUAGUCUAGGUUGUUGUGUAAAUCCUGAUAAUAUUCUAGAGACUACAGAGUGUGAAUUUCUUAUUGCUUAUGAGCCUCCUGCUUUUGUAAACUGACACCUGUCAGGAGCAUCAAGGCCCCUAUCAGUAACUAAUGCAGCAAAAUGAUGGUCAUAAACAUUAUAGUACAUAAUAGGGAGAAUAAGAAGAGAUUUCUUUCUUCUUUUCCCCCCAUAAAAAGCUUGCUUCCCCAUCCCACCCUACCACCACCACAAUGCAUUUCAGAAAGUCUGCAUCUCAUUUUACAGAUAUGUAGUUUUAGGGUUCGCAAAUAUAGCUUAGGAAACGUUCUGAGACUGAAGCUGGUACCAAACCAGUUUAUUUUCUGCACUGGACUUUAGGACAAGUGUGCACAGAUACAAUUCCUUCAAAGAAAGUGAAACUAACCUAGUAAAGCAAAGGGAUAAUACUUUUACACAUUAAAACAGUUUUUGCUAUCUAUAAACCUUGAUUUAAGCAUAAUUAUUACUUUUUAGAAAACUGAAACUGGGAGGAAUGUGUAUUUUAGUGAAGUUUGUUUGUUUCCCUUUAUCUCUUUCUUGUCAAGAUAGUAAAAGAUUUUGAUUCUUUAAUUUGAUACUGUCCCUGGCCAUACGUAUCAGUCAGAUCAUGCCCACCCUUCCCAUACUCUUGCCCUUUUAGAGUGAAAGCUUUCCUUCCCACCAUUAAGGAGUCUUUUCUCCAUGAAAAUCUUAUCUUCUUUUUCAAUAAACAUGUGAGAGCUUUGAGGAGAGAGAUUCUCUCUGCACUUUGAGGGUAGAAUAGUUAAAAUCAAAACUACUUCUUGAGAGAAACCCCAUUUACCUAAACUAACAGGUCUGGGGCCAAAGAAUGGGACUUGAUUGCAGAUGAAGGUCAUGUAUUUUACACUACAAAUCCUUAUUGCCUCCUCCAAUUUUUGGAAUAAGGCUGGGAAUAAAUUAAUUCAAUGAAAACCUGCACUGGAUGCUUCUUAUUAAUAUCUAAUGCAGAAUACCCAAAAAAGACAAAGGAUGCUACUAAAAUGCAAAGUCAAUCAAUCUAUAGGUUUCUAUAAUUAUUCAAGUUUCUUUUCUAUUCAUUUCAAAACUAUGAUGUGCCCUUGGGGUCUUAACUAGAGAGACACCCACUUCUCCAUUGCUUCCCAUCUCCCCCACCCGGCACUGGAGGUGACAGUCACAGAGGGAGCCUGGCACUGCAUUGCCAGCACUUCCUUCACCCCGGCAUACCCCCACCACCACAAAAGAAGGAAAAACCAAAUUAGAAACUUUUUUUGAAAAAAAAAAAAGGAGAAAUUGUAGUGCUUCAUUUGAAAGCAACUGUUUUUAAUUCAACUCAAUUUUCAGAUGGCCUGACAACCUUUUUAUAACCUGUCUUUUGUGCUAUAAUUUGAAUUUUUAGCUCAAUCUUUAAAAUAAUUGCAAUUUCAAUUAGGUGAACAGAGGAAAAGCAAAGAGGGGUGAUAGGGCAAUGUGAUUGGACUAAACCUGAUACAGUUCUGGAUUUUUAAAGCCAGUGUUCAGCGUUACCAGAGAAAGCUAACACCACUCACCUUUUGCCAUUCUCCCCCAUCCUUACUAUUAUAGGCUUAUGAAUUAGUAAGAAAACCUCACUUCUUUAUGGUUGAGGACUUCUUAUUAGUAUUAAACCCAUAUAGAGAAAUCCUACAGACCCUUGACUGCUCCUAUAACUAAUCUCUCCAGGGCAUAUGCAGAGAGAGAGAGAGAGAGAGAGAGAGAUCUGAAAAUAAAGUAAUGGUUCAAAUUUGAUACAAGAUUUGGACAGUGUCUAAAGUGCUUUGUGUAUGUUCACUGCAGAGGGUUCUUCGAAAAAUAAGGCUUGUUUCUCUGUUCCUGCUCUCCUUGGGACAAACUUUGAUUUGGAACCAUCUGGAUGUAGAUUUGUAGGAGAAAAUACUCAAAAGCAUUGUCAGCUGUUAAACUUCCUUAUCCCAUUGACUUGAACCUCAGUUUUCCUGAGGGGCCUAUUGAGAUAGAAAUUAACGGUAACUUCCACAUACUCAAUUAACAUCGGUUUCUUUUUUGCCCUAGUGUAGAAAAAAUUGUGGCUUUCAGAAAAAAAUGAAAGUAGAAUCUCUUAGUAAUCCUCAUCAUGGCAAACAAAGGCAAGAAGCUGAUAAGAUAGAGAAAAUCUAUGGUAACUGUAUGAUUUAAAGUAAUUUGGGUGUGCUGACCCCACAAUGCCAAAUGCCUUUGUUUCUACAAUCUAUUCUGAACUAUAUAUUGAUUCUCCCGAGACUUCCAACAUGCAUGUGUGGGUAUGAGCAGACGAGCAAAUUGACAUUUGGAGAAUGGAGACCCAGACAAACCAAAACGAUCAACUCUUAGGAUUAUCAAAUACAAAGCAUUUCUCCAGAAUCACUCAGUACUGCCGUAUCCAAAACCAGUUCCUGAUUAGUCUUAAGCGAGAAGUAAGCUCCAUAAGACAUAUCCUACUAUGAAUGUUUUUUCUUACAGAAUAAUACAAGAAGAGGUACAAUGCAGAUUCUUAAUUUGGGUGUAAUUAUAAUUCACCUUUGUAUUUAAUAGUUGUACUUUUUGUGUGUGUCACUGAGCUAUUUGUACCAAUUUUCAAUCUGUCAUCCUGAGAGGGGCCUCGGGAAUUUCUGUGUGUGUGUCUGUAGAUCUGUAUUUAUAUGUAGUCAGGAAAAAAGUGGGUAGGAGAGGAAGGGGAGGGAGACGGUGGUCAGUGUGAAGAAGUGAGUGCCCCUCGGGUCCCUAUUUAUGUUAGGUGAGGUGGCUACAGCCAGAAAUCCUCCAGGAAGAGUUGAUUGCACUAUUCUAAAAGAAGAGCCCAGCACUGUUAAAUUUAGAACAUGUUUGGGGAAACAGAAAAGUUUUCUCUUUUUCUGUACCCAUUCUCUUUAGUAUCAGAGCCAUUUGACAUGAUGAAAACCAUUCAAUAAAAACCACUACUGACCUUUGCAUUAAAUAGCUAUUUUCCUCUUCUAAACACUACCCCUGGUUUCAACUCAUCUACUUCCCUUUAUUUUCUGCCUAUUGAUUGAACAUUUUACAGAAUAAUACAUAGGUGCAUGCUAGUUGUUUCUCUCCUCUGAGCUGAAACAGGGGCAACAAGAGAUGACUCACAGAAGCGUGAGGUAAAGACUGAAUUUCCCACUUUUGUGGCACUGGUAACCUUUAGUAAGAGCUGUUUAGGGUUGAGCUUGGGUCUAUAACAGGGCUUUUUUUUGCGGGGGGGGGUUUCUUUGUUUUGGUUUUUUUUUUGUUGUUUUUGGUUUUGUUUUGUUUUUUUUGGUUUGUUUUGGGGGUCUUGGGGUCUUUUUUGGUUUUUGUUUUGUUUUGUGUUUUGGUUUUUUUUUUUUUUUUUUUUGCACUAAAUAUGACUGCACUGCAUUGCACUACUGAAAUGUAUUUACUUGUGCUGGGAGAGAGUGUGUGACAUAUGGGGAAGAAGGAGGCAGUUAUGAAACAGGAAGCAUCACAAAAAUGGAGAAUUGUUUCUGUCGUGCUUGGUCUUAGCAGGGUUGGUGAGAAUCUGUGGACUCUGCUAACUCUUGAUCGGGCCCAGAAACUGCCAUGCUCAUAGGAUCUGUUUUCUUAUUAUAAAGAAGCAGGGCUAGUACAGUAAAUUGAAGAUGUUUAAAGAAAAGUUUUCCCAGUGUUGUCUCCAACCAAGCUUUUGGUAAGAGUUGCAAAGGUGAGGAAACUAAUAACCAAGGUGACCUGGAAGGCUUCACCUUGGCCUCCACCCAAAGCCCCUUGCUGAUGCACAUUCCGUGUGGCAGAGGGCAAUGGUGUGUGCUGCUUUCAAACAAACAUUGCCUUGUCUGUGUUGGAGAUAUCCUUUCAGCCUGAGCAUGCUUUUCCAUCCCUGGGUGAGACCUAGAUCAGGCUAACCAAAGAGGAAGGCCAUGCACGUGAUAAAAUCCUUUAAGAUGGCAGUAAGGGAACAGUGCAAUAAACACUGAAAACCAGUGAGGUGAAGGGUUUCUUUUGAAACAAGCUGGGCCAACUUUGAAAUUAAAGGAAGGGUUGGAAAAUUGAUCAGAACCUACUUACUAGCUGCUCCAUCGUAGACUAUUGUUUAUUAAGCAGAAGACCUUAACAGUGCCUAAAUGUUUAGUUUUGAAGUUGCUGAAUUUUUCAAUUUUUUUUUACUGGAUUUAUUUUUAUUGCCUUUUUAAACCUGAGAAGUAAUGAGAGGGUGACAGCUCUUCAGUGACUAUUGAUAAAAGAACCUUGCGCCACAGGAAAAGCAAUCAAUUGUGUGGGGCAUUAAUAACACAAGAGCCAAGGUGCCGAAGAGCUCUUCCAGAACCCAAGGUGACAGCUAUGAAGAUUCUGGUUCAGUAAGAAAGGGCCACAACACAUAUAAAUGGCUAAUGUUGAAUUUCUCUGAACACUAGCACAUGUGGGGACAUCAAUUUGGAAAACAGUCAAUUGAGGUGUCUUUCCUAAGAUUACAACAUUGAUACCUAUCUCUCCUCCAUAGCAUCCAUCCAAGUCUACUAUUACAAGGUAAAAAAAAAAAAAUUUAAGGAAACUAUCCGCUUUGCUAGUCAGAAAAAACACCACUUAGGGCUUUCAAACUAAUGUAAGCAAUCCCUUAAGCACCCAAAGCAUUAUCUCAGUUUUAAAGAAGAAACUCUCAAUUCAGAGCUCUUAACAGGUACUUAGAGAUGUGUAUUGGGUAAGAAAGCACUAAGAGGAUAUUGACUGCAACAAACCAAAGGUAUAGAAAGAAAUAAUUGACCUUUUAAAAUACAUUCACAUUAACUGUCCUAGGAUACCUCUCUUGAGGCUUUGGGGAAACACCUUUUUUCGUGAAACUUGCAUACCUGGUCCAGUUUUGUCACCAAAGAUUUUAAUCACCAGAGCCCUAUCUCCUCUCUCCCAGACAAAAGUAAUAUGACAGGCUUGAAGGGUAUGCUUUGGUGGUCAAGGGAGGACGCUUUGGUUUUCAUUCUGUUCACAGUGAUACUUACAGGAGACUCGUUAUUAAAGGAGCUACUGAACUGUCUUUAUGACUUGGGGUUUGGUCAGAGGUUUAAAAAACUAGGGAAAAAAAUAAACAAAAGUACUUUGACACUGUAAACUAGUCUUCAAUAGAGUCAUGACCUGAAGACUGAUGGAGAGAAAGAAACUUCCAUGGAAGAGAGUGAGCUAAAUCAUACAGAACCAAACAAAGAUCAUUGGUGAAACAUGGGGCGGUGUAGACAACAGAGCAGAUCAGUGUUCUUUAUGGCCAGAGCCAACAGCAACGGCCAGGAGAGUCAGAUCACUGGUGAGUGAAUCCAGUUAUUGAAAAAGACACAAUCUGGGUUUCAUUGUGGUUGCUGGAGUGAUUAAAACGUCCCUGCCCAUGGCAAGGACAAUACUGAGGCUGACCUGUUGUGACAGUGCCUUUCUUGUAGCAAGUACUCAAUAAUUUGUUCAGUUAGGCUUUUCUGGACCAUUACCCCCAGUCUUCUGAGGAGGUCUGAAGGGAUAGUAUUCGCUUAGGAUGAAGAGACAGGAUAUUGCUCCUGGAAUGAUGUGAUUUGAUGAUAUUUGCACUAGAUUCUAAACUCUACUUCAUACUGGAGCAACUGAAUGAGAGAAAAACCAAGGAUGGUUCAAUGUUAAAUGAAACCAAAAGCAGUAUUUUCUGACUGAUGCCUCUUCUCCUUCUUCCUCUCCUCCUCCUCCUCCCCUUCGUCCUCCUGCCUCUGCUCCUCCUCCUCCUCCUCCUUCUCCAUUUCCUUCUUCUUCUUUUCCCUGAAAGAAAACUUCAUACUUGGUGUUCUUUUCCUUCAUUUUUCCCCCCCCCACUGAACCUUCAGUGUAAAUUAACCAUCAGGUAGGAAUAGUUAAUAUAAAGAGCAUCUGUCAUUACAACUUUGAGCCCCUCUUUUGAUUCAUCAAGGGCUUGAGACAAUGGGGGGGGGGGGCAGGGCUCCUCCAGAGCCACCAAGCCCUUAGGAAGGCUGCAAAGCAGAGAUAUGAUAUGGAGAGCCGACCUGAUAUAUAUUUGCCUAGAGCACAUUGGGCCUGUAGUUAGUCCUAACGAAUGCUUAGAGAAGGAAACCAAUGUGUUGAAGAAAAACAAGGGUUUAUCCAUAGAUAAACCCACAGUUUAUCUAUUUCCCCUCUCUCUUCUCUUUCCCACUUCACCCCCCUGUCCUAUCAGAAUUAUAUGUCAUCUCAUUUCUUUAUGUUACCAGAAGAAUUACUUGGUUCCUUGGUUUUUCUCUUUAUCAGUGGGCUGGGAACUCUUCCAAAAUUAAAAACAGAUACCAUCAGUGGCUCCCCUGUGGCCUACCAGUUUCUCAGAAUGCUGUCCACCUGGUCUUGACCAGUCAACUAAGAUAACUUGGAAGCUGUGGCUGGCUCAACCACCUGUCACUUUAUUUUCAUUUUGUUUUCAUUUUCAUUUGAAUUUUGAGUGAUCCUAUGGAAAGGUGGAAAUGACAGAAAGGGUGUGGAGGCUGUGAUUCUAGGGCAUAGCUUGUCAAGAGUUUGUAUUAUCCAAAAUAGAUCUUUCUACACCUGUUUUUCUGUUGAAUCUGUUGCCCCAAUUAUAAUUUCUAUUAUACUUGUGGUUAUUUUUAUAAGAAUAGAGUCCAUUUGCUAUGUCUAUUUGAGUAUUUUUUUUCUAUUUUCCCCACAUGGAUGCAGUACCAACCUGUUAAUGAAAUAUCUUUUUAUUGUAUUAUUAAUAUGUAAUUCUACUGUAGACCAAAAAUAUAAAAAACAAAUUUGUUCAUUUUAAAGUUAUAAAGAACUAGUGAGUAAAAGAUUAAGAGUUGAAGGAAAAGACAGAAGAGCAGUGGUUAACUAUGUUGAGUUAGAAAUCUAAGAGUAGCCUUACCUAUUUUUUAACCAGUGCUUGCCAAUCAUACCAUAGUUGGGAUUAUAUAGUCUUGGCUCCUUCAUGCUUCUGUUCUAUAAUUUUUGUUUGUCUGUUUGUUUUUAUUUGAUGUAAUUGAAGUUGCACAUCAUGCUAUUUUUGGCGAUGCCUGAUUUUAUUAUAUUGUACUUUUCAGUCAUUUCCUUUAGAAGGAUGGGGGGAAAAGUUUUAUUUCUUUCUUUAAUUUAAAAUUUGUUUAAUGCACUGGAAAUAAAAUUGGACACAUUUCACUGUUCAGAAACAAAUUCAGAAAACAAAACAGAACAAAAACCACAAAGAAAAAACCAGCAACCAAAUAACCAACAAGAAAAAAGGCUAUGAAAAAAAUCUAUUCAUACUAAAUACACAAAGUACAUCUCACACGAAAGAGAAAUAUCAUCAAAUUAGAAAGAUAAGUCACAGAAGUUACAGUGCUGAAAAUAUAAAAGAAACCUGGGCUCAGUGGGGAUGGUGAAAAUGGGGCAUUCCUUUGAGAUCUGAGACCUUGCGAUUGUUCCAAUUAAUGCCCAAAGGGGUUAAAUGUGGGAGACGCAACCAUGGAGGAAAUAAGCCCAGAACUCCUAGAACUCUGUUACCUUUUAUCUUAUGCUUGGGCUGUGUUUUGAGAAGAAGAAGAAGAAAAAAAAAAAAAAGAUGUGCUAUGGUUGAAAACCUGGCUUGCCUAGAGGGAUGUGUAUGGGACACAGGCGGAUGCCGUUCAGUCCUUUGCCCAUGUAUUGCCUCACGUGUUUCUUUCCUCCGUGAGGAUUUGUGGCAGGUAGGCCCGCAACAUGGGAGACUAAAUGACUCACUAGAACAUCAGCUAAUGCUAAAGAACCUCUUGUCUCCAACCUGACCCCCCUUCUUCAGCAUUCCCAAUACCAGCACAGCCAGUUAACCCAUACAAAUGCACAGCAAAAGGAAGGACAGGUGUUUGGCCUAGCCACGUGGCUGUAUCAUUUAACGUUUGCUGGGUUUUUCUGGUUUUGUUUUGUUUUGGAGUAGGGGUGGGAGUGGAUGUAACUUCACAAUCCUAAUACAGUAAUUGUUUUGCAUCUUCCAUGUUUUAUGCAAAAACAGACAUUUAAAUCAAUAACUAAUUGUGCCCUAGACUGAAAGUUAAUGUUUAGGAGAGGAAAAAAAUUGUUGGAAUUUUUUCUACAUUUUUUUGUGAAGAAUCUUUUUUGGAAAGGAAGGAUACAUAUUUUUGUUGUGUAAUAUUUUCUAUUUUUGAAUGCAUUUUAUUGGUACAAGACUGUUUUUUUGGUGAAGACAUUAUUUAAAAAAAAAAAAAGAAAAAAACUAAUCGAAAAGUUUGCCCUUAAGGAUAUGCUGCAGUUUUGAGGUUAAAAAAAAAAAAAUAACUGAUUCAAGAUGCGUGUUAAAAGUUGGGAUUAUAUUGUUGUUUUUUGUAAUUGUUACAAGAAGAAGUUUGUACCCACUGCUGUUUAUUUUGUUUCAGAUGAGUAAGUAAAGGGAUUGUUCUUGUUUUAUUCUUUUUUUAGAGAAAAAAAAAGCUAUUUAUGAAAUGUCAAAAACACUGGACUGUGAGUUUAAGUGUGGAAGCAUUUUACCACCCUGUGUCUUCGACCAAUUAUGGGAAACCCCUUUUCUCUUCCCCCCUGCCUUAGCCUUGCCAAAUGAGAAAAAUAUAACAGCUGUCAGAUGAUGGAAGCCACUGAAGCCCUGCUUUAAUUUUUAUGGUUCGAAAAAGUCAGAAAACCAAAGUUCAAUUUGUUUCUGAAAUCCCACUGUCCGUAGCCCUUUUUUGUAUGACGCAGCCAGCGGGCUCUGCCUCUCCGUCUUGGAUCAUCGCCUUCUUGAGGGCUGGGGGGCCAAUGCAAAGAGAAGCUUAAAGGUGGUGAGCCUGAGGGGGCCUGGAGGUCUCAGGAAGUAGACGUGAGUGGGACUUCAACCUCUCAGAAGGCGACUGACCGCGCUUUCCCUACCAGAGGCAAGGCUGCCCAGAGGGCACACUGCUUGCCGGCUGCCUCUGAAGGAGAGAGCCUUCCAGUACCUCCACCCUCAGCUUCUAAGACCCUUCUGUUACCACCGCUCUCCAAGACUGGCUCUGCCUUUCUCAGCAGCCCAUAUUUUAUGGACCAGCUGGGGGAGGAAGUAUCCAGUUGAAAGUAACAGCUGGGUGCUUUAAACACACCCCCAGCCCUGAGGAAGGUAGGGCAAGGGACCAUCUAGCACAAGGGAUCUUGUCUGCCUCGUUUUUGAUUCUGUGGAUUGUCCAUCCAUCUGCUCACUGUGAAGAUGGAGAGGCAGAGUGCCCUAAGGCUGGCUGUUCAAUAGCUUUCCAUAUUUUUUCAACAUUGAAAAAAUAAUUUUUAAAAACUGUGAUUUAAAAAAAAAAAUCAUUUGGCUGGAGGGAAGGGAAAAGGGAAACAUCAAAAGCUGUAACAUGAUUAACUGGAGAUAUUUAACUGGGGGCACUUUCUAGACCAAGACAAACAAAUACCGUUCUGGACCCUAAAGCAGCCAAAUCUUGAGACUGUCAAUGACAGAAAGCCGAAGAGAGGCCUCCAUUUCCUCCUUUCUCCUUUCUUCUCUGUCUGAAAAUUCUCUCGUUCUUUUCCACCUUCCCUUGGACUACUGCCCCAAUGGCCCUCGGACUCCCAUUUCAUGUGUGUGGGCACGCACACACACACCCACACCCAGACACACACACAUACACACACACACACUUGCAAAAUACCAUUUUUCUUAAGGAUUGUGGGACCGAAUAAAAUCAUGUGCCUUCAUUUCUUCCUUUUAUAGUUAGAGGAACCUCUUCCUUUUUACAGUGCUUAAAACAAUAGGGGAGGUUGAAGUGUUAGUGGAGGACUUGGGUAUCGUUUGAGAAGUAGUUUUUGUUGAACACAUUCCCCUAAAUAUUGACACAAACAUUUCAACCCCUUCGAUGCUCUUUGGACACUCGGAGCAUCGCAUAACCAGACACAUAACAGCCUGAACCCAUUUGACUGUAGAGCAAUUCCUGAAAAUUCUAUUUCAUAGACUUCUUUCAUGUUUAUCCAAAAUGAGGCGAGCAAGGGCAAAGAGCCUUGUUCUCCGGAUUUGGUGCUUUUGAGCGUGGCAUGGGGUGGGCGUGGGGGUGGGGGAGUGGGUGUGCUUCGAUAAAGGGUGCAUUCCUAUAGAUCUCUGGUGCUGAAGGGACUCGCGUUCCUUCCAGAGACUGCAUUUGACACACUUUAAGUACACACAAAUGAAUGGUAUCACAUGCAAUAUUUUAAUGGAGCAAUGGGAGAGGCUCUUUGAAACGGGGUUUUGCAUCUUUUUGUAACAUUUUGAUUUCUCUGGUGCCUUAUUCCUACUUGAUGCUGGCACUCACAUACCCACAGGGAACGGACACGGAAGUCAGCCUCGGGAGUGGGGACGCACGGGCGAUGCUGGAGCGUGCGGGGGCAGGGGAGGGGGUUGGGGGGAGCAUUGGGAGGUUGGUGUCGGUGGGCGGGGAAGAGACUAGAUGGCAUCUCUUAGCUGGAGCCGAGCGGGAACUGCACAAACCCAUACAAAGCGAACAAUUCCGACCUGCAGACACACCGCAAACCCACCCUUCCUCAUCUGAGCUUUCCUUCCUUCUUCCUCUUUUAUCUCCGCCUUCUCGUCAAGGUGCUGCUGCUGCUGUGCUGCUAAAGGUGCCCGGAGUCCAGAAUGCCCAGUAAUCACUCAGGCACAAGCCUGGCACUGCCACGUCAGCCCCGGGCACGAUCAAACCCAGGUUUCUCUUGCUUGGGGCUGAGAACCGUCAGAUUUUUCUCAUCAAAAAUGUUUUCCAAGGAAUCAGUAGAUCACAGUUAUUCUGCAUUGAAAAUGCACUUUAAAAAAUAAAUAAAAGCUCCAGACUGUUUAAAAUGUACAGAGGGAGCAGGGGAAAGAUAAACAUGUGCUAGUGUCUGAACCCAGUUCAGUUUAUCUCCAGUUGAAACAAUAUACACUAUAUUAUGUAUAAAUGUAUACACACUUCCUAUAUAUAUCCAUAUAUAUAUAUAGUGUAUAUAUUAUACAUGUAUAGGCGUGUAUAUGUGCAUAUAUACACACAUGCACAUAACAAAAUCAGAUGUUCAUCAUAAACCCAGAUGCUCAUGACAGAUGCUACCCAAACAGCAGCAGAGGAAACAAGGUUGGACUCUUGCAACAGAUCACAAAAAAUAAAAACAGCCACUUGCAGUGACUUUGGUUAUUUCUGUAUGUUCACAAGGAAUGGAUUGUAACAAAGAAAAAAAAAGGAACAGUGUUAGUGAAAGAGGAAAAAAUGGGCGAGACCAUCUUGAUCCAAUGGGAAUGCAGUAAUGUUCUAUACCAUUUCACCUGUUAUUUCUUUUAGUCAACGUUGAUUUGAUUUCAGUUUUUGGCCAUUAAAAAAAUUUUUUUAGACUCAAGUGACCCACAACAAACUGAAUAAAACUACAGUGAAAGCCCUUUUCAAUGGAAGAUGUCAGAAAUCUCAAAACCCUUGGCCUGGCUCAGAACUACCAUGUGCAAAUCAGUACUCUCUUAAUGUUUGAAAUAAAAACUGAAGAAAAAAAAAAACUUUUUUGAAGCACCUUAAUGUGGCCAUCCAUUCAAGGAGUGGGUGCCACUUUUUUCUUUGAGCACCUUAUCGACGUGUUUUGCUAUCUGCUGUCUUUCUGUUACCUGUUGGCUGAAUGGCUAGCUGUUAACAUGCGCAUGUGCACAGACCAGACGUCUGGACAUGUGUGUUCUCAAUGAAGUUUACUGUGGUGACUGCUGAAAGGUGAACCCAUUUCCUGAUUUUCCCGCCACAGUGUUGUGAUAAGAUUCGAAGAAACCCUAUUCCCUGCACAGAAAUGUUUCUUAUCACAUUGUAUCUUAGUAUGGAAAGGAAUAUGGUCCCUUUUUUGCAAUUGCUACUGUACACACACACACACACACAAUCACACACAUGCACAUAUUCAUUCGUCCAAGUGGUAUUUUCAAUGUCUGUGCGGGUGUCACUGUUUAUGCAGUAUCUAUUUCCCAGUGAACUUUGAAUGGAGGGCAACUUUUCUAACCAGAUUGUCUUUUCAGACUGAAGACCUGAGAACUGGGGAAGAGUUUGGAAAGAGGGAAAGACAAGGAAAGAGUGAGCUUUAAAUUGAAAGAAUAAUUUCCUAACAGGAACUUGGGCUCAAUGACUGCAGAGACUAUACCCUCCGAUCUUUGCAGGUGGGCAUGGAACACUGCUUGUAUCAAUCCGUGUACCCUCUAAAUCCAUGUGUACACAACACACACAUCCAUCCAUCCAUCAGUAUAUACAUGGUUUGGGAUGAGCAGGUCAAUAGUUUUGAGAGGGAGUUUGUUCCUUUUUUUUUUUUCCUCAUUAUACUCUUAAAUUGUUGUCAGUUAUCAAACAAACAAAAAUUGUUUUGAAAAACCUUGCAUACGCCUUUUCUAUCAAGUGCUUUAAAAUAUAGACUAAAUACACACAUCCUGCCAGUUUUUUCUUACAGUGACAGUAUCCUUACCUGCCAUUUAAUAUUAGCCUCGUAUUUUUCUCACGUAUAUUUACCUGUGACUUGUAUUUGUUAUUUAAACAGGAAAAAAACAUUCAAAAAAAGAAAAAUUAACUGUAGCGCUUCAUUAUACUAUUAUAUUAUUAUUAUUAUUGUGACAUUUUGGAAUACUGUGAAGUUUUAUCUCUUGCAUAUACUUUAUACGGAAGUAUUACGCCUUAAAAAUACGAAAAUAAAUUUUACAAGGUUUC
Felis catus (domestic cat) is the source of this 46651-nucleotide messenger RNA. RefSeq names its product zinc finger and BTB domain containing 20 (gene ZBTB20). Gene Ontology annotation, molecular function: RNA polymerase II cis-regulatory region sequence-specific DNA binding; DNA-binding transcription factor activity, RNA polymerase II-specific; protein binding. Bases 20138 to 22363 code for a protein of 741 amino acids. Lineage: Eukaryota; Metazoa; Chordata; Mammalia; Carnivora; Felidae. Gene Ontology annotation, biological process: regulation of transcription by RNA polymerase II. The transcript is spliced from 10 exons. The record is from RefSeq and is a predicted model, not a curated record.